Xyrichtys novacula (pearly razorfish) is the source of this 62883-nucleotide messenger RNA. The record is from the annotation of a GenBank genome assembly. Lineage: Eukaryota; Metazoa; Chordata; Actinopteri; Labriformes; Labridae.
CAUCUAUGUCCCCUCCCCUCUCUCAAACAGGGCAUUUCCCUAACUUUUCUCUUUUUCUCGCAAGGCUAUAGUUCAAUAUUCCAGUCUGGGGGCACAUAUCCUGUCUCAAAUUCCGACUCUGGGCUCCUCGACGCCAAGGCACUCCAAUUGUUGCAAGGUAUGCUGCACAUUAUUCACCUCAGUCAGAUUAUCAGUGGUCGAGAUUGUGCCUAUUGUCUCAGAAACCCGUUGUUUCACGGGGGAUUAACUUUUUAUGCAUGUCUGUGGAAUCAACGAAGGUCAAUUAACGAGAUUAACAUGCAGAAAUCUGGAUUAGUAAACCACUUUGACAUAUGUUUCUAGGCGCGUGACGGUAGGAAGUUGCAGAUUUUACCGGCUUUUCAGAAACUGCAUGGAAAAUGUGCAAUACAUGCGAGUCACGUUUUACAGUUUGAUGGCUCGCUUUGCCAAACUUAUCAUGCAGUGGUUUUCCUGUCAAGUUAAGUGGAAUAAAAACGUGCUCUAAAGUGUUUCCCCAGCUGGGAUUUUGCGCAGUUUAAGUUAGCAGAAGCUGAUGUUGCAUUUUUUUUGCUCCAUUCAUAAAAGUUGCAGUGACAUGCAGAGAUCAUUACAAUAAUGUUUUAUUGUAAAAAGUUUGCAGAAAGCUGUGUUAAUGGCAGUUUUAUAGAUGUGACUUUCCUCCGUUUAGUCUCUUAAGAUGUGCAAGAGUUGUUUUCCUCGAUUAAUCGUGAACUAGUCGACUAAAUGUUUGGUUAUAUAUCCUAUGAUGAUCUAAAGGGCAUGGUGCAUUCAGGUGAUUCGAUGAUUAACUCUUCAUACGGGAUGAAAACUUUACCGUAAUCGUUUUGACAGCACAGACGAAGAAGCGAUUAACCGAAUGAGAGUCAGGAGAAUUGAUCUGGCAUUUCUUUUGUUCCGCAUUGAUCCCACUUCCAUCCUCAGUGCAAGGAACACAACACACAAAACUUUUUCUUAAACUUUUCUUUUUUUCUUGUGGAUUUCUUGUGGAUGGUCUGAACAAGUUUAUUACUGUGGAAAAUCUCUCCAAAAGCUCUUCACAGUUACUAACUAAUGUAAGGGACCUCUCAAUAAGCCAGAUGUGCUAGAAACAUUUAAUUUAUGAUCCUUUGAAAGAGAAAUUAGCAAUGCAUUUAUUUAAUAUCCAUCUCCCUUCUGGCUGGUCUCUGCCUUACCUCUUUUUUUGCUCUUGUAUCUACAUGCUCAAGUGAGUUCACUUCUCAUCUAUCUCAUCUAUACCAUUUAAAUUCAUCUGAGCCAGAGGGACACGGGGCCAUAUUUAUUUUCUUAUCUUGUCCAGCCCAGAUAUAUAAUGUGGUUGGACCCCUGGCUGCAGGGUUGAAGGCUGGGUCUGCUGAGGUUAUAUAUCACCAGGGGCCCACCAUAGACCUGUGGUCUAUAAUGAGGUGGAGAAGAGAAAAUAAACCCCAGGGCUGUCCAAUCACUUGGUCUAAUAUAACUUAAUGUAGCCAGAACAUGUGUGUAAGACUAUAGGCUAUGAGGUUAGCAAAUCAAAUAUAAUUAGAUUUAGGGCUUCAGACUUCAUAUAUUACAUAAUGAAAAAUUACCAGAGUAAUUUGAUUUUAUGCCCUGGAUGACUAACUGCUCUUUGUUAAUAAUUAAAUAUUUACAGUCUCUCUUAUUACAGUAAGUGUGAUGCGGAGAGAUCAUUACGAGAUGAUGGAUAAGCUUUACCUCAGCCCUUCCUACCACAUCCCCUCAGUCUGUCUCUCUGGCUCCCUCUAGGCAUAAAGAUAAGGUUUCAGGCCCCAAAACUGCAACAGUCUUUCAUCAUGUCUGCUCUUCAUAGUUUGCUUGUAUGGCUUUUUAAAGGCUUAAUUGGGUUUAAAUUUGCAGUUUAUCAUGAAGAGACUGAAGGUUAUAUAUUUAUUUAUGAAGCAAAUACUUUUUUGUCUUUUGACCUUGAUAAAUGUUAUUUUAUUGAUACACUGGUGGAUUGAGACUUAAAUAAAAAAUAACAGGCUUACAGAUAUUGUGCUCACCCACAGAGCUGUGUUGCUCUACAGGAAAAUGGAGGUUUCAUCUUAUUGCAGUGGUUCACUUAGAAAUUACAGUCCAACUAUUAAGAAAUGUAGACACUAUCUUGGGUUUUACGGGACUGUGAUCUUUGUUGACUCCCAAUUUAACAGCAAUAAUAAUUCAUACUCGACAGCACUGGCUCAUUUCUCUCUAGUGAUCUUAUGGCUUCUUUCUUUCAUCUGAUGUCAGUCCAUAACUGGUGUCAAUGAAGUGGUAAACCACUUUUAAGACUACUUUGAAGUGAAGAAUAGUGAAAAAAGUUAUGGGAAAUCAGGAUUUCUGUGCGUCUUCUAUUUCCUGAAAUGUUCUUGUUCUUUCUUUCUUUCACAAACCCAACACACGUUUUCGUUCCAGCAUAUUAAAAAAAUAGAAAAACAAUGAAUAAUGUAUGAGAUUGAUUGAUUCACAAAGGUAGAAAAAAUGUCAGUAGAGUAGGCCAAGCACCUAUUGCUAAGAAGUAUGUGGAAAGAUGAUCUAAUCACGUAGAAAAGUCAAGAAAGCCAAAAAGUUCCAAGUACACCAGUGUCAAAAGUAAUAAACAUAAUGAAUUCAUGAAAACUAAGUAAAAAGCUUAAAAUUUUGCCAUCACUAUAGAGAAGAGAACUAUGCAAGUUGUUAGCUAAAAGUGACACAAACAGCUCAAAAAGUUAACUUGUGAGUGCUGAUAUCAUAGUGAUCUGGCUUCUCCCCAAAUAUGCAGGCGGCCCAAGUCACAUACCACCCUGUGGCCCAUUUCCUGCAUUUCAUUGUUUCCUCAUUUAUCUACUGUCUUCUACCUGUCAAUGAGGGCCAAAAACUUUAUCAAAAAUUAAACAAAAAGUUUGAAGAUAAAAUGAAUACCUUUACAAAAUCCAUCUGAAGUCUACCAUGUUUUUGCCAAUAUUUCCAAACCCCAUAGAGAGGUGAGACAGAGGAUCUUAAAAGCUGCUGUGUGAGAUGAACUGAUCUGUCUUCAGCUAUUUAUGAGUUCAACAGUUUUUUGUUUUAGCUUUCAUCUGUCUCUUUCCUGUCUAGCCUCUAUUCUGGAGUGCUCCCCAGGACUUGGUCAGGGUCCAGGUCUACAUCCCUCUGCUCAGCCUGGGUCCGCACAGAGAAUACCUGACUAGGGAGUGAGUGGUGAAACAGAGGUGCUACGACUGGAGGGAUAGCCAGACCGACCAAUGGGGUCAGGGAAGCUGGCUCAGGUGCUGCUGGGAUGGGCAGCGGUGUGCCUCUCAGCUGUCCAUGUGAAUGGUGCUCAAACUGGAGAUGGACCGUACCAAGCAAGCCGGUUCACCGGCACUGUGGACCAGAGAGAGGUGCAGCGGGUUCGACGUCGUGGUCAGGAGACACUGAGAGGGUAAGGAAGAGAACUUUUGUGUGUAUGCCAACUAUUGUUUUCAUUGUGCGUCAUUUUUUAAACUCAAAAAAUCUCCUCAAGUUUGGUUUUGCAAACAUAACUCUGAACAUUUGUUGAUGUGUCUGGAGAUGGUUUGAAUAUAAAUGGCUUUUCCCUCUCUGCUUUCCUGGCAACACUCUUUCAACUGCUGUGCUUCCUGGUCUGAGGCCAAGCUCGCCUUAUACCAAAUUAUGCUGCUGAAUACUACCACAUUGUUUUCUCAAAAACAGCACAUGUUUGACCCUAACAGGCUGCUUGCCACUCUGAAAUUUCCCAGUGUAUUUACAGCAAAUUGACAUUUUCAUGGGAAAGGAAAAAAACUCAGCUUUCUAUACAUCUCAUGAUGAGAUGAUGACUGAAAAGCUUGACCCAAAUUCCCCUGACUGUAUUAGUUAAGCUGGAGAAAGUAGUUCAAGACUGCUGUGGGGGGAUUACUGGCCCUGCUGUGCGGUAAAUAUGAACCUGCAUGUGUGUGUUGUUCAUUUGAGUGUAUGUAUGAAUGUGGGAAAUGAAGUGAACCACAAAGAUCACAUCACCUUUAACCGGCUGUAACAGACCCCCUCUCACCUCCUCCCCCACUCUCUUUCUCUCUUGCUGUCUAGCUCUUUAACUUUGUUUCCUAAACAUGACAAAUUUGGGUGUGGGGUGUAUAUAAGUGCAGCUAAAAGAUUCAACUGUAUAGUUUACCACUUCUUAAAAAACAAAGAAAGUUUUGUUGGGGCCAGUUUUCAUGUCUGCAUCAGUUAUUCCAAUCAGAGUCCCAUCUGUCCCAACUUAUGAGUCCCCCAGUGCCAAGCCACAGGAAAUGAGGUAUUCGUAUGACCGGAGGGGGGUAUGAAAAGGGGCAUUUAUUUCACUGCUGUAGGUGACAGAGCUACUGAGACAAGAACAGGGAGCUUAAAGAUUGAAAGAAAGAAAUUUGACAUAUAAAGAAGGAAUCACCAAGGACAGAGAGAAACAGAAAACACACCAGACACAAUGAAUUGUAUUUAGUAGAAACUCAUUAAUAAAACAGGAUAGAGUUCAGUCUGAGGAGUAGAGCUGGUGUUUUCUCUAUAAACAUGGUCAGUGGAAACUCCUGCUGGGUAAUUGAAAUAGAUAUUCCCUGUUCUGUCAUUUAAAAUGGUUGACAUGGAAGGUGUCAGCCCAUGUUGAAUCAAAAGAGAUACUAAGACAAAACAUUUUUUCCCACCAAGCGUAGAGUGUGCACGCGGUCCUUUUAUAUUUCUGCUCUAGUUAUGAGCCAGAAGAGAGAGUCAAGAAAGCAGGAGACCUUGCACAAUAGUAGAUUAUUUCCACCAAGCAGCGUGUGAUUUCAUGAAAACAUGUAAGAAAAGCCUGCAGACUUUUUCCAUUACAUUGUUAAGCUCUGGAAACACGACUGUGUUUGGAAUGAACGGCUCAUGUACUGACAGCUUUGUGUACUGAAGUUAAUUGGUAAUGAGAUUACAGAGCAUCUUUGAAGCUCAGGGUACUUUAAGGCUAAAAAGAUCUGUUUGCAUGCUGGGCUUCGGGCCAGUUUGGGGACCACUAACCAAAGUUGUCUGACAAAAUGUUCAACAUCCUUUUGAUUUCUUUUUUAGGUGUUGCCUGUUAACUGUCAGAUGAAUUAAAGAGCAUUUGCCAUUUGCCACAACAGGCCUGGCCAAGGCAAAUCAGCUAAAUGUGCUGAAUUUAUUUUCAGUUACUGUUGAGUGUCAAAGGCUGGGAACGAUCACAGCUGAUCUGACAUUGGACUAAAUUAGUCAUCUACAAAUGUGCUUGAUUCAUCCAACCUUUCACAGGGUAAAGACAGUUGCCUUCUAUCAGAGCCAGAUCUUUGUUAUACAGGAGUUGUUGAAUUGACUACAACUCUCUUAGCCCAUCAAACUUGUGUUACAUGUAAACUCCAGCCUUUGUCUUGUGGUGAAGAGGCAGACUGUCAGUAAGUCAGUUUGGCUUUCAUGGAUUCUCUGUGUGGGAGAUGGAGGGAGGUUAGUUUAAUGAUGGUCAUUAUGCUGGCCUUGGGCUGGGGUGCUGUGUUUAUUUGCUGGCUAGCGCACCAUAUCCCCUGGUCUGUCUCUGCUAGCAUUAGGUCUGAUGCUGACUGACUCUGAUUUAUUGGCUCCCACUGCAGCCUGGCAUCAGUCCACUCACGGGCGGUAUCUGAUCAGACCCGAGGCUGGCUGGCUUGCCUUCUUGAUGGCUGAUUGACUGUCUGGUUGGUAGUGUGAGAGAAAGACAAGCAUGAGGCAGAGACUGAGAAUUUUUCUUUUGGCUGAAACAUCUGAAUAUUCAUUGUUUAAGAAGACCUUUUGAAUGUUGGACUAAAAGGGUCCAGACAAAUUUUUUUUUAACUCAUGCACCUUAUUAACUUGGCCCAACUUUGCCGAGCUGGAGGCGGCUCUGCCUUGGACUCUGACUAACUUGGCAGCCCGAUAGCAGAGAAUUACACCAGACCAUUCAUGUCCCUCCAAGAAUAAUGUCAGUACCACCCUGAUAGCCUGGAUGGGGUCCUCAGCCUACUGCCUGUCUUGUCGUAUGCUUCAUUUGAAAGCAAAUAAAAGCAUUUCUCUUUUCUGGAUGACUCAGUAUGAACCUGCUAACCUCAGACGAACAGUAUCGGAGUGUUUUCAGGAAAUGAGGAGAAAAAAGCCUGAUGAAAUGUUCAAGAGGAAUUUAUAUCUGGACUGAGUGAACAUUUGCCAGUUUCCCUCUCUGUUUUAUGUGCAUUAGGUUCCAUUUAGGUUUUAUGUGUCUGCAUUUAAUGCUUACUGUAUGAGCUGGCUAAGACUAAACUGUAAAAAUGGGAUUAUCUUGGACAGCUGAUUGGCAUGUGGUCUCUUACAAAAGCAGCUUCCACUUAAAUGUCUGAUUGUAUGAAACCUUUCAGCAAUCAGUUUACUUCCUCAAUCGGACAUUUUUGGAAACUCACAAACAUUUUUCAUUCAUACACAAGAAGCCUUUGCAUGAGCUGAUCUAUUAAAGGAGCUUUAUUUGAUUUUCAAUUGCCUCUGCUAAACAGCGGGUCAUCGGAGCUAAUCACAAACAAAAACAGCUUUCAACAAAUCAUUUAAAUCCAAACAGUCUGGCUUUUAUUGAAUCAGAACUGAUAAACAGAUAUAUUGCCUGGGGUUCAUGUGGUUCACCACGGCUUGAGUUAUCAUGCUAGACAACUACAUCACCUGACAAAAACCCACACCACUGGACUAGUUCUUUAGAUUUUAGUAUUUUUUUUCUAAAUCCAAUCAAUCAAGUAUUUGGUCAAGUUUUGUACACAAAAUGUAAUGGGACUCAUUUUUUUUGCAGGUAAGUGCAUAAUUAACCGAGUCAUUUAAUUGUCACUCCCUAACUAGUUGGCACCAAAAUUACAAGUCAGCUGGACUAAUAUUUUCCCGACUCUGAUGUAAACAAGCACAGAUGACAGAUGGGAUAGUGUGGCCUGCUUUAGCAGUCUUUUGAUGUAGCAAAUGGCAACAGAGUGUUAUGUAGGCUGUGUCUGGUUGAACCGGCAUGAGACCACUCAAGCUAUGCACAAUCAUCAGCAUGCAUAUUUGGACGUUUUACCCACAAAGAGAACUGAACGCCGGUGGUGCUAGCACUGCUAAUGCUGGCUUUAUUUAACAUGCCAAUAUGACACUGUUUAGCUGCAGACUCUGUGAUCUUUUGUAAAGAUGUGUGAAAGAAAUUUGGGUAAAUUUUGACUGAUUUCUAUGUACUUACCUUUAAAAUUGUAGGUUACUCAGAAUUUUGAUUUCCUCUUAAGCCACAGGGACUUUUUGGCUUCCAUCGAUAAAUUUUGCUGAAAAUGUAUCUAUACUUGAUUUGUUUGAAUGUUACUUGGAUAUAUGGGGAUUUUAACACCUACAUACACGUUGUUAAUAGUAAUUUACUACAAUGAACAUUUAUUUUGAUAUUUUGAUAUUAUUGCAUUUGUUCUUUCACUGUGAAUUUCUUAUGACUGCUGUCCAUUCCCCAAUUUCUCCAUCUUUUGCCCUCCAUUUUAUCUCAGCUUGGUUGGUGUAAAGUAUGUCUCUUUGUUUUGGGUAACUCUUCCACCACAGAUCAAAAUCUGCUUUGCUUUCAUUGGGCUAUUCUCUACAAACUUCACUCCGUCAACACCCCCAGUUUGAGAUCAGAUAGCAGAGCAACAGUCCCAGGUGUUGCUGGAGGCAGCAAUACAUAAGCAUCUUGCCGAAGGGGGUCAGAUACCAGGCAGAUGACCUUUGACCUCUGACCAGUACACUGACACAUGUAUCUACUGACACAGACACCUGACCUGAGGCCCUAGCAACUGUGAACUUCUGCUCUGUGUCUUCAUGGAAACAGGCUGUCUGUAGUCGUUUUCCAUGCCUGCCUGCUGCUGCCCUUCCUUGUAUGUCAGCGGAGACCGGCUGCAUUGAACUGCCCUGACCUUUGACCCCUGUGGAUUCCUGGGAAGAGGACCCUUAGGUCAACUACAGACAGAUAACUCAAGGGGUUUCUUUGCUUUAAACCCAAAUAAAGCUCAGACAGACUUUAAAAUAUGAAAAUUGUAGCCAACGCUCAUACAGAUUAUAAUUAGUUUGACGGUUUUAAAAUGAUUGGAUGAUAUGUGGAUUGUAAAACUUCCCAGAUAAAGUAGCCAUGACCGUAGCUCACCCUUUUCCUUUAGUCUCUGGCUGCAGUGUUCCUGUUUCCUUCGAUCUUCAUACUUCCCCUUGGAUGAGGUGGCAGCCAUGUUCCUUUUAUUACUAUUAAUGGCAGUUAACGAGCGAUCCACGGCCCGGGAGGCAACUUCAAAGGCAGCGCCAUGGCCACAGAAGAGUUAAUCUCCUUUAGAUUGAGCUGCGGGAACAGUAGGACAUUUCAAUAUUGAGGAAAACCCCUGGGGCUUAAACUGCUUUUUUAUGGCUGUCUUUCAUUCUGUUUUACUUCAGUUCAUCCUCUAAAGCCUCCUCUAUGUGAUAGGAGACCAGGCACUGACCUGAAGGAAAGACUUAGAGAGCGGGAAGAGAGGAAGAAUAACAAACCAGAGCACCUCAGGGUCAGGCCCGUGUAAUCCUUCAUAUAUUGACAUCCUUAAGGUCUGAAACAGUGGAAAAUCUUAGACGCUUCGCAGAGAAAUAGAUCAGCGAAGACGGGUUCACUCAUUAAGUGCUGGAAUGCCAAAGUCUCGCUCCAUGCAUUUCUGAAGUUUUUUCAAAGCUCUCAAUGGUUUGUGUAUUUACCCCAGAAAUUCAACCCCCACCAAGGGUCCGGCCUCUUCUUGCUUAUGCUGCUUUCUCCUUUGUUUCCAUAUCUCAGUUUUCCGUCCCACUCCUCCUCUUGCUUCCUCCUCUUCUCAACAUAAACUUUUUUUGCUUUCCCUCCCACUGAUCCCCUGUUCCUUUCCCACCAUCCUGUCUUCUCUCCCCCUGCCCGCCAUCCUCUUCACACUUUCUCUCCAAAACCAACUGUCAUGUUUGAAUCUCCCAAAGAACCCGCGGCUUUUGUCCUUCCUCCCUUCCUGUCUUAUUUUUAUCUUUCUUUUUUGUCUUGACUGAGUAAACAUGCCUUGUCUGCCUGCCCACCUGUUUGUCUGUCUUCUUGUGCCAUCUGGUAAUGUGUUCGGAGGUGUGCGCCGCUCUGCAUCCAUCAGAGAUUCAAACCCCAGCUGCCAUCUCUCUGGGGGAAGAGGAGGAGGAGGAGGAGAGAAGGUUUCAAAGAGAGAAACUUGAGAAGUUCAUCAGAGUUAACAGUUCAUUCCCCACACUGACUCUUGAUCUGUUAUCCCCCGGUUUAGUCUACAAACUGUUCCCCUUAUUUGAAGCUUGUCUCCUAAAAUAUUGAUCACAAAAGUGGAAAAGUGAGUUUCAUUCUAUCUUGCGAGAGGGUGUCAAUCUUUUUGUGAAAAUUUAAUUAGCAAACAAGAUGACAGAGAACUUAUUUUAAAUGUUGAACUACUCCUUUAAGUCAUUUAUUACACACAAAUGCAUGAAUGUCACUGGUUCUAGUUUCUGAAGUAUUUGUUCUUGUCGUCUCUCUGAAAUUCAUAUACUUAUUGAUAGUGUGCUGCUUAAAUCAAUAAUAAUUGGAAGUUGCAACAGCAUUUCUGACAAUGAAGAUUAAUGACUAUUGCUUGUGGGAUAGCAAGUUUUUCAAUGACAUAAAUUUGACAAUAAUUUUUAAAGCAGUUGAGUAUUUAACUUUCAUGGUGCCUCAUAAGAAAAGAAUAAAAAUGAACACAUGAAAGCUUCUCAUCAGUCUAAGAGUUUACUCGUGAUGUGGCACGCCACUGAGCACAUUUCUGCAGCAGGCUAACUUGUGUGGCUCUAGAGAGCGCUCUGCAAUGUCUGACCCUGAUGAGAGUCAUAAUGAUGUCAUCAGGAUUAACUCCAGUUCAGUCUUGGAGCCCAUCAGCGUUGGCCUGACAAGGACUCAGCCUCUGGGAGAUGCUGCUAAUAAUUCUUCCACUGUAACUUCCACUGCAGCCAGGAGAUAUCUGGAUAACUGAUAACAGACAUCCGGGCCAAAACGUCCCCCUCAGUAUGCUGGUGAUGUUUACUGCCACACUAGCAACCUGAGGCAACAGAAUCGAGUUCAUGUUAAUAGGGACCACAUUGUUACAUACAUGCAUCUGAAAAUGUGUUCAUAGAGGAACACAAAUAGGGGAAUUAUUGUCAGACAGCUGUUUUUAGUAGUUUAUAGCUCUUUGCUUUCCUCUUGGACUUUUUCCCACAAGUGUAGCCCACUUUCAAACCUGAUAGGUUAAAACUAGGACUACUGCUUUCGUGACCAAAACAUAUGACUGAAUUGAGAAUCUGUCGCUGGAAAUAAACAUGAUUCAAAACUGAGACUUUAAAUUAGAAGUGGGACAAAAGUUUGAUAGAACAAUGCAUUAUCAUUCUGAUCUGGCCAAUCAUUUAUGGCCUCAAAGGACCAAAUAUUUAUAUUAUACAUUGAGGGAUUGAUAAAGUUCUUCCUUUUCUUCUUCUUUUCAUCUUCCUCUUGUUUGACUUAACAUGCCACCACUUAGUCAUUACUCAGGGUGGGUCUGAUGACAUUUUAUCAUGCGCUCCACUUUUGAGGGACAUUUUGCGUUUUUAAGUAUAUAUUAGCAUAUGUUCUUUUGUUUUCUUUUUGUUUUACAACUGUCUUACAAGUCAUCAACUAUUGUAGAGGUGCUAAAUUUUCAUAUUAUUGUUAUAUUAGGCAAUGAAUCUGUUAUUGGAUCUUAUUGUGCUAAAUUGUAUCGUGUCCUUUUGUUUUUUUCUCUUUUUGUUUCCUUUUGCUUAAUUUAGUUUUGUAUCGAUUUGUGUCGUAUCAUAUGUAUCCCAUCGUAUCAUCUUAUAUCAUAUUAAAGAACAUAGUAUUAUAUCAUAUAAUAUCAUGUCAUGUCAUAUCAUAUAUUGUUAGUCUUUCAACCAUUUCCAUCCCUUUGAAUAUUAAAAUGGAAAAUUUUCAAUUAUGUGGCUCAUUUCAAAGCGCUAUGGUAAACUGUAGGUAUUGAAGCUCUUUGGAUAAAGUUGCAUUAUCAGAAAUGCAUUAGUUGGGUCUUUCACAAGUCCCAAAACAUUUGGUAGCAUAAUACUUAGCCUAUAUACAUUCUUUGGAGGGCUUUAUGAGUUGUUGUCUGAUUGUACCACUCCUUGGUAACCUUAAAAAAUCCAAGGCUAAUCUAGCGUGACUUUGAACAGUCAUAAAUAACAUCCUGGGGGUUGAUACUGCCCUGGCAAGAGAGAUGUAAUCCCUGUGUAAUGACUUUACCACGAGCAUCUGGAUCAGACUUAAUUCCAAUUUACCAAACUGUGGUCCAUCAUGGCCUUUCUUAGUCAUGCCAACAGCAAAUGCAAAAAACUAACCACCAACACAGAUGCUGACGGAUACACCCGUCAUUAUAUGCUUUGAGAGGUCACUGAGGAUAUCAUUAGCACCACCACAGUGUUGGAAUCCCUUCAGCAUGUUAAACAGCUUCAUGCUACAUCUUGGUGCAUAACAUAGAAGUGUACGCUUUUACAUUUUCUAUGGUUUUCGGUUUUGUAAUUGAUACAAGUCAGCACUCAAACUCAGUUUUUGAGUAAACAGAGUCACAAGUAUGUGUGUAAUUAUUCAUGUGAGAUAAAAUCUCACGCAUUUUGAGCAUCGGUUUGUAUGUUUUUCAGCAGCCUAACUCAGGCCAACUGCGUGUUUACGAGUGCGUUUGUGUGUGUGCGUGUGAGCAGGGGGCAAGCCACUCUCAGAUGUGGUUUAGCCAUCUCCUAUGAAGGAAAAUUUGUGGCUAACCUGUCAGGCCAAUCGAGGCCUCCAUAAGCUGUGAUGAAUCUUACAUCUGUCAGACGGGGUCAAAGUUCUCUGCAGGCUGAGGCAGUGAAGGGGGGCAAGACUGGAUACUUGCCAGAAAACAGGACAGCCAGUCAUGGAAUUUAGGAGAAAGGAGGUUUUUAUACAUCCUGUCCCUCAGAGUUUGAAUUCAGCCAUGAAUGAAAACAAAAUGCUUCUCCUCGUGCUGUAGCCCCCCUCACAUUUCCUUUCUUCCCUGCCCUUUCUGAAAAUACCUCCAUCCAUCACCCAAGGAGGUUUGGUAUCAAAGUUUGUUUUGUUUAUUCUGAAAGCAGAGGCCUUGCAGGUCUUGGGGAGCUUAGUAAAUAACUCAUAGCUGUUUCUUCAAGGGUCUGAAUAAAAUAUAUUUGGGAGGUCUGGGUGUGUAGUAAGUUUGUUUGUUCUUUUUUUGUGUGUGUCUGUCAGGCCCAAUGUGUGUGGCUCUCGCUUCCAUUCAUACUGCUGCCCAGGCUGGAAGACUCUACCGGGAGGAAACCAGUGUAUCGUUCGUAAGUAUCUCUAUCCUCAAAAUCAUCUUUCAUAUGAAAUUCUGAAGUCAAGGGAAAGAAAUAUCGCAUAGAGUCACAGGAUAUAACAAGUUUAUGUAUGGAUAAAACUUACUGUACCCUUCUUCUUCUCAGCUAUUUGCAGGAAUUCAUGCGGUGACGGCUUCUGCUCCAGACCAAACAUGUGUACCUGUUCAAGCGGUCAGCUUUCUCCCAGCUGUGGAGCAGGAGCAGGAGGUCAGUUUUUGUCCCUUAUUGUACAUACAUAUUCAAUUUUCAUCAAACCUCACUCAUUAGUAACAGGAGACGUGUGAAUUUAAAGUGUCACCAGCACUCAAGGAUUCUGGCGCUAGCUGGCUAUCUUGUUAUCCUGGUUCUCCAGCUUUUUUCAGUAAAUUAAAUUAAAAGGUUUUACUGGUAGUUUCACAUUUCUAAGUCUUGUUCUGUUUAAAUCAAAUAAGUUUUUAUCAGUUUAAGAGUUUUGUUGGGCUGACCCGCGUUGACCUCCCGUGCGCAGUCACUGUGCUAAGCUUGUUAGCUAAUUCCAAAAGCUUUGUCUUUGAGAGACAAGAAUGACAACUGUCUUAACUGAAUCAGUGUGCUUUCCAAAUGAAGGUGGAGAAACCUGUCCCUUAAAAAUAUAUUUAUCCUAAAAUAAUCCUGUUAUAUUAUAUUAUAAUCAAUUACACCACUGUUGGGGCUCGGAUAGAAAUGGUUUAUCUCCACUGACCCAGCGCCUGACUCCACUCCCCUGUGCUGGUCGUGUUAAGUGGCCCAAACUUAUGAUGAAAUGAUAUCGCCCGAAACACUGAGCUGUUUCAGCUCUAACUCAUCCAAUUGUUUGGCUAUUUUCCACAUGUCAUGGUCCCACCCUUCUCUCAUGGGAGCCAGAAUGAUACUGCAGCCAAUGUAAUAGUGGUGUAGAGUCCCAGGCCUGCAGUCUGCAGGUCACAGGGUUUGUCAGGAUUAAACUAGAGAGUCUGGCUGCCCCAGCUCAAUCUACUGGGCUUAGUUAUGGACCACUCAGGAUGUGUGUGUGUGUGAAAGCAGUGGAAAGGAGAAGGUCUUUUACUGCACAUGUGGAGUGUGUGAAAUCUUGUUUGUCUUGGUAAGAUUAGCGCAGUGUGUGCAGGGUUUGAAUAUGAUGUUGAUAUAUGCAAGGCACGCAGAAAACAUCACUGUUAAGCAGCUCUAGGGGGCAUGCAGAGUAUGUGUCAAUGUGUGUAUUAAGAGGCGUGGAGCGUGUUCAGCUUCACUGCAUUAGUCGGGCUGAAGUCAGCUCGUCAGUCACGCUUGGCCCCUGCCAGACCCUUUGCACAUGCUCGCAUUCCACUGAGCCCACUAACACACAUUUUCACUUGCAAAACACUAACAGACUUACAGAUAUGCCCAGGCAUUGAUACUGACAGAGAUUUCCAAGGGAAAUGUAAGUAUCAAUCUGUAGACUCUGUAAGUGAUUCAACAUGUUUGGAGCUCAAGAUGUAGAUGCAGACUAUCAUCAGAGAGAGCUCCAGUUUAGCAUGGAUGUUGCAUCUGUGGAAAUUGCUGCCACUACAAAACAAAAGGAAGUCCUUUUAGAUGUUGUUUUUAUUCCAAUAAAGAGGAAAUUUGGAUCUGUUUGUGAAAAAAGUCUGAGUUUGGUUUGCUCUCUCUCAUCCAGGCAUAAAUGUUAUUAUCAACAGGGACAUGAAUGGUCAGAUGGAAAAAAAACCAACAGGAUACACGCAGAUCUCCUGCAGAGUUAGUGCUUUGGCGAGAGCCAUGAAGUAAUGUGCCUUAGGGACAAGAAUGGCGCGAGAAAGUUGUAAAGUGAUAAAUUAGACUGAAAGCUAAGAAGAGCUGGACCAAACUGGCUGUCAGAGGUUGCGGUUCUCAGCUUUCCUGCUGGGAUUUUUCUUGGCUGUUGUGCAGGUUUACAGGCAGUGGGAAGGAAGGAAAGUGAGCUACUGGCAUAGCAGAUGACUUGGAUGAUCAGAGAUAGCUUUAUUGUUUUAUGAUGAGUAAAUGAGGAGCAUGUUUAAGAAGGAAUCACUGCUUCCUCUGGCCUCUCCAACAGCCUCCAUGAAGGUCAGAGUUCAAACAGCUUUAUGACCUGAGAUAACAUACACCCCUCAGUGAACGCUGUGGAAUGACUCCUGUGGUCACCUCGUGUAAAGGUUGGCCUUGUCCUUUAAUCGUCUUAAACUAGAGUUUUCUUAAAGUAUAAAAUGAAGUUUUCUCACUUUCCUCCAAGUUCAUACUCCCAAACUCCAUCGUAUGCACGUUUUUCAUUUUCUUGGGUGAGAUAUUCGUAAUCACUUCCUCUCCACUUGAGAUUUGGAUGUUAAUCUUUGUUUUGACUAGAACCCCCACAGAACCACACUUACUGUCUUGGGCGUGUGUGUAUCAUAUUAAUAAGCUGAAAACUGUUUUCACACCAUUAUCUGUCUCUAAGGAGUCAAAGCACCUCGCCAAGAGAAGGCAAGCAUUCCUCAUUGGAGCUCUCUUCUUCCAAAUGUGCUUACCCUCAAAUCCAGCUUUUGGAAAGAGUCCAUCAUUUAACAGGAUAAUUCAGUGCAGUUGGGAACAAAUUGCAGCUCUAUGGAGAUCCAUUUGGAAACACCAAUUUCCUCUUCCUUAAUUACACCAUCUUAUUCUAGCACCCUGGUUUACGGGGUUAUAGAUAGCAUCUUUAUGUCUCACGUCUUGUUUGUGGAAUGUAAAAGCUUUAAUAAAUCAGUGACACGUUUAGGGUUUCCUUCAUGUAACACAUAUCCUACGAUAGCUCCACACAGAUGGGCGUCUGGGAUUUUUAAUUACUCUUCCUGGAAUCUUUUCCUUUAGUCCACGAACAAUAAAAACACAUGCUGUGUGUGGAUACACUUGAAGGAGAUUACACACUUCCAGAAUUAGAAAAGCAAAACCUUUUAAACGCCGGUCUGGCGCUGUGCACUGCACACUUAGAGAUAACCUGGAGUUACGCGACAGUUUCCAGACAACAAGGGUUCACGCUGUAAGUCAACCUUGUAAUAAACCCACUGGCAGUUUAGGGCAGAGCAGCUGUGCUCAGGAUCCUACAGGGUCAUCUUUAUAACCUUGUCCUCCCAUAACCAUAAUUACUAAAUCAUUACGAAAGACGCUCUUCCCCUAAUGCUAAGAAACAGCUGUCCCUAGACUGACAAACUUCCACUGGCCAUUGACAGGGAGCUGCACAGAGUCCUGGGAAAGCAGAGAGAGUCACUUUUAAUUAGAAACCGUGUCGCUUCUGGUCCAUCUUGACCACAGAGUAAUGCUCACCCAGCAAUAAAUGCGGUCCAAUUCACCGUAAAAUUAAUGACGUGUUUGAGGUACUGAAUACGCUCAGCUGAAACAGACGGCAAGUUUUCUAGAAGGGGAAAAGUUUGCGUUCGACUCUCAUGAAAUUUAAAAUACAGCUUUCUGUUUCACUACAUCACCCAUCCAUGCUGAAAGUCAGAAGUCCCUUGGGUGUGCAUAAAUCAAGGCAAAACUGCUUAAGCUCCCCAGUUUUCCAUCAGUGUACCUGCACAAACACACAGACUCAACACACAAACCUGACCUUUUUGUGUUUCGCAGCCUCUCGUAAAAAACACCCAGAUGUGAGCAGCUCAGCGACGACACUUCCAGAACACAGAACUCUAUUGUGGUCCACCAAAACCAGCAUCCAACCACUUUAGCCGGACGUCUGGAAGAUUUGCUCGCACACACACAGAGUCAGAUACACACAUGCUUAUCCCCCAGCGCUGUUGCUUUGCACGUGCAGCUUUUCAGGGCGCGGGUCACUGGGGCAAGCCAUCUCUCUCCACCUGCAGGGAGAUGGAGUGUCAUGAGGAGGGGGAGCGAGGGGCGAAGUUUACCAGUGAGAUCAUCUCCUCCUGUCUCCAAAUGUGCUUGUUUGUUUCCCUUUCCUCCUCAUACUCGUCUCAUUUAGUUUAUGGAACAAAAUAAACAUACCACUGGCAGAAUCUCUGUGCAUUUCGCAGCACCUGAGCCAUCGAACUCUUGUUUAGGGGGCAAAGGGUUUAACAAAUGGGAAACUCUCUCUGUAUUGCAACAUCUCUUGUCUCAUCGGCCCUGGCUGAAUCUUUUCCCUAAGUGUAUGUUCUUGACCUAAUAAGAAACACUUUAAGUGGGGCGGGGGGACUUGUUGACAAAUGGAAGAGUUUACCCAAGAUGCCCUCAUCUUUUGGGGAGUCUGGAUUACAGCAUGCUGGAACUGUUCCCUUCAUGGUUUGUUACAAGACAGGAAAAGCUCCAGUCACUCACUGCAGUAAUUUGUUACGCUUCGCACCACUGAGCCUAUUGUUGGCCUUGAAAUGAAGGAAGAGAGUCAGUAAGGAGUUCAUGGUGGUAAGAAGAGAGACGGCACCUCCGUAUGCUAAGUGUAUAGACGAUAUAGCAGCACCUCAAACGUGAAGCCAAAACAUCAGGAGCUCCCUGCCCACUGGCUGCAGCAUUGCUUAUAAACUCUGCAUCUUCCAUGUUAACAGAUAGGACAUAGGUCCAACCUCAAAGUCAAAAUACACGUCAAAGAUGUUUUUCUCAGACAUGGUUUAUGUGAUAAAAAUUGAUUUUCACUAGACUGAUUGUGUCCAGACAUUCAUUUUCAUAUUAAAUUUGAAUUUACUAGUUAUGUGAUGUUAAGCCCAUGUUUUGAGAGAUGGCGAUUGCAUAGCGAAAUAUAACAAAAACAAAUUAAUCACGAAUCUCAAGUGAUCAUGCCAAAAAAAAGGAAAAAAGAAUCCAGCCAAAACAAAAACAUUUUCAGCCAAAAAGACAUGAAAUAACUUCCCGGUUAUAGUUUGGAUGAUGAAACAACAUUACCAAAUAUGUGUGCAAACACAUUUUUUUUUACCGUAUCUGACUCCUCUGAUCAGACUUCCAUCAUUAACACUGAUAAUCCUUUUAAUCUGAUUUCUACUGGAUUAAAAAAAAGAUUUUAGUCCAGAGUGGUUAAAGAAUACCAAAAUGUUGCAAAUAAUGUGUUUUGACAGAUAGUUUGAGAGAGCUGGCUCACCCCAUGUUUUUAUGAAACACAGGUGUAUAGUAAUUUUCUUCAAUUUAAAAUACCAGUAAAAGUGCCAUGUCAAAAUGAAGAUAAUUUUCUGGCAGCCUGUUGUAAAAUAAUUUAAUAGUUUAUUGUUAUCAUAAGUCUUGUCUCUAAUUUUUAUAGCUAUUUUGCAUGGCACCUGGGGUGGCCAAUCAGAUUUGAAGAGGGGGCCACACCACCCCUGGCCAUCCCCCAGGACACACCCCUGACACCUCCAUCUUUACAUUCAAUCAGUGAAACUGACCUAUAAACCCAAACUGCCCCAGAGUCCCAAACUAUUAGCUUUAAUUAUCCCCUUAUGUUACCAUGAGAUAUAAUCCAGGCGAAAAGCAGUCCCUGCCAAGUUUGCUCACAGUCUGCCAAGUGUUGCUCAGGAGAGAGUCUACUGCAAUUCCUUCUAGACUUCUGUGAAAUAUAUGAAGAAAAUGAAAACUCUGUUGACAGACUCAGAGAACAACACCUCUGCCUUCCAUUUACUGAAACUGCACAAGGUUCCCAUUCAAGAUUUGUGCUUUUGUUCCUUGACUCACGUAGCUGAAGUCUGCUGUGUAAGCUGCCAGUAAUGCUAGUGUGCGUGAUCACUAUGAAAAGCUACCCAGAGAGUAUAUUCACUCAUCAUGACUCACAGUCGUAUUUAGUGUGUUUAGGUACAUUCACAAUAAGUGGGUGGAUUACAGAGGCUGAAAUGCCUCCUGUUGGCAAGUGUGCAAACGUCCAAAGUCUCAUUAGACAGAGUCAGCUACGGGGAAGCUCAGUCAUUUCCCUUCUGCUGCUCAGCUCUGCAUGCCAGAGAUUUUAUAGAGAGAAAGAGACACAAACAGACAGAUGGAGAGAGAGAGAGGGAGGAAAUUAAUGUUGAACUUACAGUGAGGAUAUAGACAGAAGGGCAUGAAAAGCUCUGAGAGAAAAGGCAAAGUGGAGGAAGAAGGAAAAUAAAGGGAGACUAAGAGACCAUAAAGUAUCCUCUUGGCUGGAUGAAAGGAAUAAGAGGAUGCAAGGAAACAUUAUGAGGAAACAGUUCUCUAUCAUCCACAUCUGUAGGUGUGCCCUCUCUUCUUGUGUUUUGUAAAAGGCUGGCUCAGCAGAGAGCUGCCUGCCAGGUAGACCAAUUAGUUUCUAUUAUAAGAGCUGCUGCUACGUGUUUUAGACUGUAAGAUUGGCUUCCUCUCAGUCUGGUGUAGCAGUCUGCCAACCAGGAGGCCCCUGCUUCACAUCAUUAUACCCAAAACAUCAUGGCACAUCUACUUUUUUUACAUGCUUUUUCAAGUUACACCCUUUUCUUCAUCUUAAGUUUUCUCCCCUGUGCAUCCCGCUUAGAUUUCUUUUUGCCAUCGUACCUCUUUUCUCUCCUCCCUCCCUCUCCUAACUCUCUCACCUAGUUUCCCUCUUCUCUCAGCAAAUUCCUGAGUGAGUGAGUGACUGAGAGUAGCGUUCAGCUGUCUCAACUUAUUGCCUCCCCCCAGUCUGCUAGAUUGGCUUUGGUCUUGUGGCCGGGGGGCUUCUGAGCCUUGUCUGUUCAUCUAAAGCUACUAAAGAAACACCAGCUGAAGUGGAAAAUUCUCUAAAUGUGUUUAAUUGGCUGUGAAUAUUUAACCAUUAGAUGUUUGGAGCGGUUUAUUUUGUAGGGUAACAAUUUCAGCGUAACCAGAGAAUAGGGAUAACGCUCAGUUUGUUUAUAUGCUUUGAAAAAAAUCGAUUUAUUGUUAUAGUCUGACUGAACCUGAACAUGUUAACACAUAAGUUCAGCUGAAAUUGCUCUAAACUGAUCUUCUCAUAAGUGGACCAACCUACCUUUUGCAGUCUUUUAUCUUUUAUGUCUUUUAUCUUUAUCUUAUUUGGACUUCCUGUCCUUUUAGUCUUGUUUUACUUGUAAUCUUUUCUUAUUUAACCUUUUAGGCUUUUUAUUGUUUUUUCCUGCUCAUUUUUGUUAUUCCAUUUUAUCAUUAAUAUUACCAUCAUUAUUAUUUUAUUAGGAUUUUAUUAUCAUUAUUAAUAUCAUCUUUUUAUAUCUACUGUCCUGUUUCCUGCUUUCUACCCCCCCUUUUUAUUACCUUUCUCUUCUAAUCUAGUUUAUGUUUUUAUUUUGGUCCUCAUGGUCUCAUUUUAUGUUGUAGGGUUCUUGUAUAGGAGAAUUCACACUAAACAUGCGCCUCUCCAUUGCAAACCACUGCAAUGAUAGGAUGCUGUGGGUUUUGUGCACUACUUGUAACAUGCAAGUUGUUGUGGUGGCAAUUUAGCAGUAAAAAAAAAGGUAGUUUUGUCUGACAAAAAUGAUUCCACAGAGUGUAGCUCAAUGCGUGAUUUGUUCAUCAUAUGAUUUAGGCAUCAGUACAUGCAGUCCCUCGUUCUCGCCUGGCAAUGCUGCAUGCUAUAGCACCAGCACUGCUGACAGCCCAACUAAAGUUAGAAACGAACGAAUCACUUGAGGAAGUGAUUCGGUUCACUUAAAGGAUUCGGUUCUUUUGAACAAAUCGUUCGCGAACGUAACAAUACCAUUUUAAGGACAGUAGUCCAGUUCAAACGCCUUAUUGAUCUUUGGCUGUAGCUCUGCUUAACUGUUCAUGUGCAUUUAGUCCCAGUUUACCCGAACUGGGCAACAGUUGAUUUACUGACUAAAGCAAGUCUGCCUCCGCUAUGGUAGGUGGCGACGUGCCCCCUCUCGGUUCGUCACUAUCGGGUCAUUUCCUGGUUGAAAUAUCAAGUGACAAAAUGCGUUAGCAAGAAGCUAACGGGAGUGGAGUCAAAACGGUCACUUUUACAACUCUUAGCGGUUUGAUUUAACAACAGGAAAGUUUCAUAUGUUACAUCUUUUCUUCGUCUGUUGAGUUUUUUUGUUUACUUACCGGCUUCUUGCAACGCAACUUCCGACUCAAGGCCCGGUACGCGAACACUUGAGCAUGCGCAGAACGCUUAGGCUUGUUUCAGCCUGACUGAUCUCAAACAGUUUAAUGUAGGUGCGUUUGUCCUACUCUGAUAAGUUUGAUUUGGUGUGUUUGUUUGUCUCCAUAAAAAUCCAGCAUCAGUCAGACAGAGGCAAUAAUUUAUUUUUUCAACAUGUUAACAUACUGACUGAUAAAUAUAAUAAUGUCUGUUUUGAAACUCAACUAUUUUCACUGUAACUACUCUCACUUGUGCCUGCAUCUUUCUUUGUGCCCUUCCCUUUUUAACCUCCCUCUCCAUUUCUUCUCCCCACAGUUCAGUCCUGUAAUGUCAGGUGUAUGAAUGGAGGCAGCUGCUCGGAGGACACGUGCUCCUGCCCCAAAGGCUACACAGGCAGUCACUGUGGACAGCGUGAGUGAAAGCUGCUGCAAAGUCAGCACACUGGGGAAGUGCAUUGAGGGGGUUAAGUUAUACUGUGUCACCUGUUGGUGUUUAUGCAGCAGAUGUCUUCUGAAGAGUUAAAAGACAGGGGAAAUCUGCAAAUCAUGCACAUUUUGAAAGGCUCUAUCUUUAUAUAUCUUCAUGAAGCUUGAAGUCUUGGAACUUCUGAGAUCAUUCCAACCUUUGGAAAGAUUGGCCAAAAGGCUGUCAUGGGUCCAGCCUUAAUAUAAAAUGUAUAAAAACAGAAAGUCGGUUCACUAUAUACUCAUACUUUUUAGCUUUACUGCUCAGUUAAGUCCUGUACUUUUUAAGGCUGGAUAACUUCUAGCAUGUAGAGGCAGAACCUACAAUGUUAUGUGCUCAGAAAUGACGCCAUUAAUCAAAAUACAGAUAUGCUGUAUGUUUGUUAUACAAAUACAAAAUACUCAGUUUGUUUUUAUGAUUUUAAAGAUAUCACUUGAAUAUUUAUGAAAAUCUGUGAUUGUGUGUUUAUGGCUGAUCAAGAGAGCAGAAGUGUCUGAUACUCUUGCUUAAACAAUCCUGUUUUCUGCAGCUGUUUGUGAGAACGGCUGCCAGAACGGUGGACGCUGCAUCGGACCCAACAGAUGUGCCUGUGUCUAUGGUUUCACUGGCCCGCAGUGCGAGAGAGGUGAGUGCUAGCACUUGUUUUGCCCUGAUACAGGGUACCAUGUCUUUUCUGUUUGACUAUCAGACUCCAGUGACUACUAGAGUGACUACUAAUACUUGCACCUAUGUCCCUCUCUUAUCUAUGUGUAAAAUUAAGAGGUUUAUAAAGUAUUUAUCAAGCUUGGAUCAGCUUUGGCUAGAAUUGAAGCCAUGCAGUUAGUUUGGAGAGGUGGUAGACCAUAGUCUGGCUCUGCCUUUUAUUAGCGUACUCCCUCACAAACUCUGUGAUGUUAAGGAAGAUAUCAAACAAGAAGGACCUUGAAGUGGCCGUGUGGUCAUAAGUGUUCUUCUAUCAGCCCAGACACAUUAGAUUGUGUCCUCAGUGCUUGUGAGCGUGCAGACUUCUCUGACGUGGAUGACUUCUUAAAGCCAGCUCAGACAGACUGUGGGUGUUCGGCUCACAAGCUUUGAACACAGACCUGAGGUAUGUGUGGGGUGGGUGUGAAGUGAUGGCAGGGUGUUGGGAGUAGGUGGUGCCGUCUCGUGGCAGGUGAAAAAAAUGAUUUGAUGGCUUUGCUGUGUUUCCGAUUUACCUCAGUUCACCUUUUCAGAGGAAAGAAACUUUGUGCACUUUCAUAUCCUCUCUUAACUCACCUCUCUGUAACGCUACUGCUGUUACCUACACUGAGGUAAAGAAGAACCCUGUCUUUUAAUUCCACUCUUGUCAUUCUUUUCAACCUUUCCUCCAUGUCUUAUCACAAAUAUCUACUUGUGUAAAAACCAACAGCUCAAGUUUUUCUAAAUAGUGUUCCUCUCUCAUUCUUGGACACCAAAAUCAAGUGUGUAACACUUCCCUUGCUGUAUCUUUCUCUUUCCCUCAUUCAUCUUGCUCCUCAGCAAACCUUCUGGGUAUUGUUUCAUAUGACUUUUGGUGGUUGAGAUCACCAGAGGGUGCCCUACAGACAUCUGCCCCACCCCCCUCCAACCCACACACACUCACCUCUCUCAUCUCAGCAUCCCCACAGGACUAACAGAAUAGACUUUCUUUGUGGGGUGAUUGUGGACACUUCCUGAUGAGGAGUGGAGCAAGGUAGGGAGACUACAGAGGGGGAGGGGGUGCUGAAAAUAAAAAUGGUCUACCCAGCUGUGUACACAAAGCCUGGUGGAGGAGAGUACAAACACCAUGUUGGACGACAGGGAAAACACUUAUAAAUCUUUGUUUGUGUUUUUUAAAAUACCCUUGAGAAGAGAGGGGGGGCUCCAGAUGAACAACAUUAUUCUUAAGGAGUGACAUUAGUGAUGACAGAAAUACGGAUUGUUUUAGCUGACGUAUGUUGGGUUAGGAAAUUCGAAAUUGAAGCUUAAUGGUUUGGAUUUAGAGCGUGUGUUUUUUCCACUUUACUGUUGCAACACCUUCAAGUUUACAGAAGAAAUUCAGACAUUUGUCAAUCGAUUGGCCAGAAAACAGCUUUGCACAGCUGUCCACAUACUGUCAGUGAGAAAAAAUUAUUUUCAAAAUUUUAGACGCUGAAUAUCCUCUGAGAUAUUCUUCAGUUUUGAUGAAUGACCACUUCUGUUUUUUUCAGAUAUUGGGUUUGGUCUGUAAAAGAUGGGAUGCCCUUGCUGUAACCUUUGCUGCUCUCACGACUUAAUGUACUCUGUGGUUUGACAGAUUGAGUUUUUGUCCAUGACUCAGUAGAUUUAGUGUGUGUGAUUCAGCGGGAAGACUUCUAGUGAACGAUGACUAUGAAAAUGGUGAAAGUAAACCAGUAUGAAAAGGGUGUUGGAGAUGGAGUCGAGGGAAUCCUUUGAGUGUUUGUGGUUUGUGUGCACGUGCAGAUAUUUGUGGACAGCUCAACAUGCGUGUGCCUGAGGUUGCUGACUUUGGGUAUUAUGAGAUGGAAGUAGAGUUAGUCAUUCAUCUGUUGAUCAGAAAAAUACCUCCAAUAUCUCUGCCAUAGUUACCCAAUUAAUGUAAAACAGUAGUGUGUGUUACUCUUAACAGUGGUUGUUUUGAAAAAGUCAUUGAACAGAAACCAAUAUUUGGCAAACUGGUAAAUAAUAAUCUUAUUUUCUGUUUCACUGUUUUUAUGCUAGCUUUCUCUCUCUUUACUCUUUCCCAAUGUAACACAACCACAUUGUCCAUGUAGAGUCUCAUUCAUACAGGUCAUGGUUUGUCUUGAAAUCUCCAAAAUCCGGCAACUGGACUGUAUAGAGUUGACUCUAUCCUCUCUCUCUCUCUCUCUUUGGCUCGCACAUGAUGGUAAUUUAAAGCACGAGGUAUUGAAAAAUUGAAAGUAUCCAAAAUUUUGACAGCUAUAAUGUUUUUGUAUUGUUUCACCGCAUGUUCAGACAAAGGGAGUGGUGCCGCUGUGUCCACACAGCUUUGGCCCACAGAGCUGGCUCUGCACCAGUGCUGCUCCGUCCAGUCUGUCUCGUUGGACCCAUAAAAGCCUCUGUGGUCACUUCCAAAAUCCAGCCCAUGGCCCAGUCCAGAGCAAAUAAAGCGAUAAUAGCGAAGGGGCAAUUCCCUCUACCCUGCAGGCAAUGACGUUAGGGGUGUUUUGGAGUGCUGGAAGUGUUUGAUGUUGUGCUAUUUCUGCUCCAUUGACUCUGGAUAAGACUGGACUGAACAUGGAUGAACAAGGAAGCCUCAGAGGUGGAUUGCUGGAUAGGUCAAUUCGUAGGAAAAUUUCCAAUUUUUUUUAAAUCUGGGGCCCACAUUUUCUAACAGAGCUGUCAGUCAUGACUCUGCAGCCCCUCCCUCUAAUAUAAAAUUAUUUAUAAAAACUAAAACUCUCUAAAAAUAAUGAAAAACAUGUUAAAGAAAAUGGAUUUGACUUUUUUAAGUCUGAUUCAUGUUCUGUUAGUUACAACGGAGGAAAUGGGUAUUAUGUCCCUUAAUACAGCCGGUCAGUAGGGGGAGCUUUAACCACUUUGGCUUCAGUUUUAGAGGCUGAUGUGAUGUCCAUAUCUUUACUUUGAAUCUGAUUUGUGCAUUGAACUUUUUCAAUGAUGACUUUGAUGUACUGCCCACUUUAACAAUAAUUUCAACAGCUUCAAAAUAUGCUUCGAAAAUUGCAAUAAAUUGUUAUGUGAACCUGUGAUAAAUCUUAUGACUAACUCAGAUUUUCUGAGGAAAAAAAAAAUCCAGAUGUGUCUUCCAUAUCCAGAAACAAUAUAUGAAAAACCUUUACUUCUCAGCCAUUUCUAAUUUUAAUUGCAACUGCGAAGAUCUCACUUGAAUUAAUUAUUUGUAAUGUGAACUCUUGAAGUCUGUUUCUCAUAAAGAGCAUUAAAUUUAAUCCAAAAAACAGAAUAGAGGAAAUUAUUCAACAAUGAGGAGGCCAAAUUUAGAGGCUAGGGGUUUGUUCAAAUCAAUACUUGAGUAGCCCCAUGGGACGACAUCGAUGACUGUCUUUGAUCCGGCCUGAUGAAAAAUGGGCUGAAUUACUCUCGCUGCAGCUCAGAAGGCACUACAAAGACUUCCCCUGGCUGAACCAGUGACUUGUCUCAUGAGUGGUAGUUGUUGAUGGAGUCUGGAGCCCACUUGCCUGCGUGUGAUGUAGCCUGGCGGUGUCUGCAUUCAAUAGAGUCUGCAUUAUUGUUCCACGGCUGGACAGAAUUGCAGUGGGAAGUGUCUGAAAAUGGACAAAUAUAGCUGGUGAAUUGAAGAGAGAUUCCACAGUACAAUGCGGGACAUAUAUAGGAACAAUACCAGGGGACGAGUUGGUGCCACAAGAUAUGACGUCACAGUCCCUCUGAGGACCAGCAGGCGAAGUUGUUAUGAUUUCAUUCACAGCACAGUUGGCCUCAUAGAGCUGUAUGCUUUCAGACUUAAAUCUCUGUCAGCCUGCAGAGGGCUUAUCUCUCUCACUGCUACUCUCCCACAGUUGUUAUCUGCAUGUAAAUCUGUGUGUGUGUGUGUGUGUGCAUGUGUGUGUGUGCGUAACUAUUUUGCGAUAAACAUUUAGUCACAUUUGAGUGACUGUUUUCUGUGUGUAAGAAAUGAAAGGAGCAGACUCUUUGAGGAGUGAUAAGAAAUAACGGAAAAGAGUGAUUUCAAGCUUGUUGAUAAUGGCGCUGAUAAGACUAACACAGACCGCUAUGGUUGGCCAUAAUCAAGCUAACCACCCAAACACAAAACGGGCACACACAAACACACAGCAUGCACGCUCGCCGGUGCACAAACGAACAAACGAGCCCACACAUUUGAAUCAUUUAUUUGUAUCCACAUCAGCAGAAGGACAAGCAAUGCAAGCAAUUAGAAAUUCCACAAAACCGGCCAGACAUGUGCGCAGUCUACACACAAACCAAACAAAGACACACAAACACUCCAACACUUUCAUGUGCACAGAGUAUAGUUUAAAAAAAGACUUUUUUUCUCAAUAGAUGAGUAACAGCAUGACGUUUAGGCUCAGGGCAACUCUUCCAGCUGUAUAAAGUCUGGAGAGGAGAUUCGGUUUAGGAGCCCUUUCAUGCUUGCUCACACACAAACACACAUACACACCCAGAGGCAAAAGUGUGGUGUGUAUGUGUGUAUCUCUCCUCUUUAUUCAUUUGACUUGUUGACCUCUUGUCAGAGAGUAGUUUGUAUAAAUGAUGUUAUCUUUAUUUCCAUGUGAUCCGCUCAUAUUUCAGGCCUCUUAUCUCUGCAGACCUCUUCUCCUGGGAGUUUUAAAAAUACUUCAACAGUUAUUAAUGAAUGUGAAACUAGAUUUCUACUCGUCUCUAGAGCUAUUUUUCCUCUAUUUUGUCUGCUUUUCAGUGCUCAGGUCAAGGUCAUCCUUGAUCCCGCUGACACACUGAGGUUAAAGGGAAACUGAUUUCCAAGAAGGCUUUGAGUUCCAGACAGGAUUAUUCUCCCCCACUUAGGCUUUUACAGUAUUUUAUCUUCUUAAAAUUCAGCUUUCAUCAUAGAGAGAGGGAGUGCUUUUGACAAGAGAUCACAUUUUCCUUAUUUUCUCUCUCAUAGCAGGCUAACAUGUGGUAUUCUUCACUACAAAACCCUUGUAUGUGGCGGGUCAGACCCUGUUAGCAUCAGCUGAUAUGACUGUCAUGCUGUUAGGGUUACCGAUGUAAGUGAAAGGUUACAAACUCUAUUUCUGGAAACUUCUAAGUACAAGAUGACUCUAUUAAAUGUCAGUAAUUAACAGAGAAAGUUUCAUUUUCAGAGGAAGAGGACUGUAUGCAUUGUAAUGGCGACUGAUUGGUUAGAGGAAAAAGGAAAUGAAUGAAACCAAAGACGUCUGGAUGAGAGGAAAAGCGCAGUAAGGAGAAUGGAGUGGAUGGAGGAGAGCAGACAGCGACUGGCCAAUGUUUUUAAUCUAUUGAGCAAUUUGGAUACUAAUUAGACUAAAUUACUUCCGAAUGUUGUCUGCAGGACCGAGUCAGGAUGUUAGAUCGCUCCGUUGUCCUGACCUGCCCGCUCUCGUGCUUGCACGUGUCCACUGAAACAGACAAAUGUGUACCCUACACACACAUUCAUGCAAAAGACCAAUAAAAGCACAAACAGAUGGAAGAAACACAUUGAUUAGGACUCUGACUGUGACACAUACACACACAUAACACACUCACACACAGAUCUGCAAUGGCUGUUUGUUAUUUUGUGCUUAAAGUGAGCUGCUUUAGCUUCUUGUUUGGCUCGGUGCUGCAGCUAAAACAAAAGCUGAGUUUCAUCAAGGAAUGUCUGCACAGACCAGCGUGAUUUUAUGUGUAAGAAGAAAAGAAAGUGUGUCGGUGUUUGAUAAAGCAUGAGUAUGCAUAUAUGUUUAAUUCAGUGCACAUGCGUUCACUGCUGAACUUGGCAGCCGUGUGACUGUCGAGUAUUGCGAGACGAUCAGAGUGUGGGAAAGUCCAGUCUACUCGAGGAGUUUGAAUUUUUCUUUGAACCUUGGACCGAAGUCUUGGAAGUGCCAUACAUUUUUUUCUUCUUUUCUUUCCUUUUUCCCCCUUCUUUGCUGUCCAUUUGACAAACUAUCUUGACUACAGCUAUUCAAAACACAUCAGUGUUUUCAAUAGCCACAGUGUUUUCUCUGCUCUCAUACACGCAUGUCCUUCAAACACAGUGUUGGUACUCCCCAGAGGGCCAAAAAUGUAUUCAUUUCCUCAUCAAACACACUAAUGACUUGUUAUUGCAGUUAAAUUGUGAUGUCUACUCAAAAAAACAAGUUGCUAAGGUGUGUAUUUUGAACGAGUUAUAUUUUGGUAGGAGCCAGUUGACUACGUGAGUGUCGCAUAAAUGCAGUGAAGGGUGAUGAAGUUGAGAAGAGUUGAUAGAUGGACUCCAGGGUUUCUGGUUUUCGUCUUUUUAUGGGCUCUUCUGAGGUGUGAGCUCAGAACAUGAAGAAGCACAUGUGUUGAUUGGUCUUCGCUGCACUGUGCCAACCAGGCCACGUGAAGAUGAAGAUCAAAAAGCAGCUGACAUGCGGCUGGAGAGAGUGGAAGGCAGGCCGACAGGAAGACCUUAAGUGGGCAAAGAGAAACAGAGACAGAUGGGUGAGAGGGAGGACUGCAACCUGCGCUCUGCAUGCUUGCAUUGACCUACUUUGCUUUCUGCUUUCUUUUUUCUUUCUUUCUACGCCUCUUACUCUUUACCCCAUCCUCUAUGAUCCUCUUUCAUCCAGCACAAGGAACCAAUAAGUCGAAAAAGAAACCCCCACCAGACACCACCACUGACUGCUAUCUUUCCAUCUUAUUCUGUGCUUCAGGGCUGAACAGUCCGCUCUCUUUCCCCUCGUCUCACUGUCACAGCCUUGGCUAGCCAACCAUACAGUUUGUCUUUAAUCUCCUCUGCAACAAUCUAACAAUCGACUUUUUUUUUUUGUAAUGAUGGCUGUAUUAAGUUUGGCGCCACUGCAGUGGACUUAAUAAGGGUUUCUCCCACAAGGGAAGCCUUCAGUAGGCUGUAUGUGAUUAAAAAAAUGAGCAUCAUGUUGCUGCUGAAAUAGUAUCAGCAUGAGGUCACCGUGCAUGAUUUGUUAAGUGUAUUUAAUAAGGUUAUGCCACACUUUCACUGGCGAGCAGCGCUGCAGCGAGCUGUGGGGAGGAAGCAAGGUGAUCAUUGGAGACAUUUUGUUCUCAGAUGUGUUUGUUUGCAGCAUCUGUUUGCAAUCUGUUACCAUCCUUCGCCUUAAGAUAAAAUAUGCAAUUUAAGCACAUCUGUUCAUCCGUCUCAUGUGAUGAUUGUUCACGGUGAUGAGCGUUUUGGGAAAGUCACGCCCGAGAUCAUUGUGACAAAAACGACGUGCAAUUGUGAUGUUAAUUUAAAGAGUGAAUAAACGUCAUGAGGUGAUGGUUUCACACCACCACUCUUUCAUUAGCUGCCAUAAGGAUGGAAACAGAAACCACCACUGUUCAGCUCCCAUCUCCUCCUCCUAGUUUAAGUACGGGAAUGUGCUUUAGUGUGUCAGUCCAGCCAGUUAACUUAUUAUUACAGGGGCUAAAUACAUAGCAGUCAUUCCUUUCCCAUUGCUGAGUUCCUGUUGAAAGAAACACUCCGUCUUUUCCAGUUUAAUCUGAGCACUCUUCUGAGAAAAAAGACUGAAUUCACGUGCUCCGACAUGAUCUAUUAUGUUGCUACCACUCUCAUAUUGUUCCUCUUAAGUCCUGGUGAAACCUGCUACUUGUUAAGGCUUCUAUUUUAAAGCCAACUGCUGAUUCAAAGGUUCAGUUAAGCAAUGAGGACGUGCUCAAGGGUCCGGUGGUUAAUCGAACCAAAUCUUUCUCUAAUGAAGUGCCAACUUGUUUCCACAUCCAUUCCUCUAUUUGCUGUUUGAGUGAGUUUGUAAAGAGAAGACAGAGAGACUGACUCAGACAUUACAAGAAGAAUGGUCACUGCUUGAUAAAGGAAUUUUCACUCAUGUACCUAAUCUGGUUUUGUUUAAUGCUGCUCCAGAUGUGUUUGAGGAAAUGAAUCACUGUUUUAUCAUCUCAUCAAUCCGAUGUUAAAUCACUCAUUUACUAACACAAGGAUUCUCCUCUUUUCUCUCUCCAUAGACUAUAGGACUGGACCAUGUUUCACACAGGUGAACAACCAGAUGUGUCAGGGCCAGCUCAGUGGGAUUGUCUGCACCAAAACCCUCUGCUGUGCUACCAUUGGUCGAGCCUGGGGCCAUCCCUGUGAGCAGUGCCCCGCCCAGCCGCACCCCUGCAGACGAGGCUUCAUCCCCAACAUCCGCACCGGAGCCUGCCAAGGUCACCAUAGAGGAAAUACAAAAAUCACCUCAAUACACACGUUCAGUACAGUAGAAUGCAGAUGUGCAGCCUGAGAGAGAAAACGUAAAACACUGAAGCCAUUAUGUCAUCCUUCAUCGCCUCAGCUGCUUUUCCUUCUCACAGCACCAUCCAGCUAGCUAAGUAGAAACCCAGAGGGUGUUUACAUGUACACAGCAGGCAGGAUACCACCUUGUAUUUUCCUGUAAAAGCUAUUUGCAGGAGGAAUAGUGCUGAAAAGUAUCAGGAAAACUGAAAACAGUAGUUUGAGGUGUCCACAGAUGCCCAGCUUCCACAUUAGUCACUCUAAAACUCAAAAUAUGAGCUCAUCCAUGUCACUAACAUAGGCGUGAUGGAUUUAAAGUUCACUCUGUCACCAAAUAAUAGCAGAAAACCACUUGAAUACUAAUCCAACUGAAAAAAGGCAAAAUGUAGAUACUCAAAGUGUUGAUUUUAUACACUGUGUUCAUUAGCAAAUGUAGAGAGAUGGAGUUUAUAUUCAAAUAAUCAAGAAAAAUCUGAACUAAGAUUGACCUUUUUGUCAACACUCCUGAUACUGGUGUCCAAAUACCCCACCAGACUGAAGCAGACUCUCUCUGCAUGCCUCUAUAAUAACCUAUGGCCCAGCCCAGACUAAGCAAUAAGACUGCAUCAACAUAUGACACACGCAGAGGUCAUGUCCCUUGUAAAAUGAGCCUAGCCAGGAUCUUUGUUGCUUUAGUCCGGCCCCUCCCACAUGGACACAAUCAGCAGCAUCCCAGGAAGACUGCAAUGGUUGAUAUCAAGCUGUGGCUGUCAAACAAGGAGACUGUUUUUGUCUCGGGUAGUACUGUACUGAAUCGUCACAGAGUUAAAAACGUCAGUUUCAUGUGUUUAUCCUGGAAAAUUAGGGAGUAAAGUAAAUCUUGGUCUUUAUACUUAAAAUAAAGUUACCUAAGGAGUGUUUUUUUCAUUGAACUGUUUAAAAAUCACCGGCCAAGAUUAAAUCAGAUAUAAAAAGUGAAAGCUUUUUCAACAUCAUAUCUAGAUGUUGAUAAAAUAACUACAUUUAGAUCAGAUUUCACUUGAAUAUUACUGACAUUCAACUCAAACAUGGUGUUUGUAGUUAUGAGUGAGGUAUAUCAGCAUCCAAGGAUCUGUUGACCUUUGUUUCCAGAGCUGCUAAGUGAAAGUGCCAGCACAUGUGUUAAAGUUAAAUCGCUGUAUAAAUAAUUUUGUUUGAAAAAUAUACAAAACACAUUUAAAUAUCAGUCAGGAUUUGAACAACCUCGGUAAAUCAGACAUUUGCAUCCUCUUUCCACUCCCAAAAUAACAAUCAAAUUACAGGAUCUAGUUAUGUUUGCUCAGAUUUCACGCAGGCAUGGUGAUAGUAGAAGUUUAUUUGAAGAAACAUAAUAUUUCUGUCAGUGUUUGGCUGGAGAAAAAAAAAAACAGUGUGUGCAUAAACCUGUUAGGUUUGGGUUUCACUUGUAACGAUUUGGGUGUUUAUACAGAUCAUAUGCUGCAAUCCAGUGUUGCAACCAAAGAGAGUAAUUUUAAUAGGUUGAGUUAUUGAGGAGACAAAGAAAAGAAAGUUAAAACGAGACAGAAGUUUCACCGACUUUCCACUCCAAGGCGCUUAUUUUCAUCCCUAGUGUCGUUUGUGCCGAUUAUUAUCUAAAUCGAGUUACUUCCAGUUUUCUCUCCAAGAUUCAAGUAAGGAGAGAAAAAUCUUAGAAUUUUGUUCCUAACUUUUACAAGCGUGUUCGUAAUUGAGUCAACUCAUUACAGACUGGCUUUCAUAGAACUAUAUUGUAUUAUAAAAAUGCACGGAACAGUGUAAAUGUUUGUUACUAUAUUCCUGAACUGACAGGACCUGUGUUUAAACUCAGCACAUUUGAGCAGCACAGUGUUCCACUAGUUUUACCCACAAUCCACCCAGUUUUGAGUGAGGGUCUGCACAGUUUAUAUAAGAGGGUAACUCAAAAGGUAGGACAUCUGGCAUCAGUCACUGAUUUGUAUUUAGCUCCACAACUUCCUGUCUGGCUGUUCAUAUGUUAGAGGUUUGCCUGUGUGAGACAAUCACUCAUCCCUCUGUGACUCAUAUACCUCCUCUCUUACUCCCUCUCUGUGACUCUCUGAAUCUGUUUUUAUCGUUUCUGCCCCCACCUCAGCUCUCCGCUCUUUUCCUCUCUCUCUCUUUCCCUCACACACACACACACAGAAACAGACAAACACACACCAAAGAUACCUAAUCAGGAGAGAGCCAAGAGCAACGUCUUGCUGGCAGCAGUUCAAAGCACACCUGACCAUGAAUUCAAAUGUAAGGAGUGCAGACUCCACAUCAGGAUGUUGGCUGUUCAGUGCUUUUUUUUCUCUCCCAGCCUUUGGCACUGAGAGUUUCUCAACACUUGUGGUAUUUUUAGGCCGUCUUGGCAGGAAGCAGAGGUCGAAUGUAUUAAAAGGAUUAGAAACAACUCUUCAAUAACUGUCAUGCAGGUGUAUGCAUGAUAGCACAGGGGAUUUCACCAGCAUGGAGACAACGUGAAUGUGUGUAUGUGCGUGUUUGUGAAGAAUCCUGGGAAACCCAAAGGUUUUAUCAGAAUCCCAGCCACUCACAUAUCACCAAUACUGGUAAAAGUGACUCACGCUGAAUGCUGGGAAAAAUGUACGAUUGAGAAGCCGUUUCCUGCUCAAACAUGAGAAAGAGAGAGUUUCUUUGGAAGUGGUCUUACGCAUUACAACUUGUGCCAAGUAACCACUCAUUUUUACCUCGUUACCUCCCCAAAACAGUAAAAUAGAAAAGCAAAGGACCAUCAAUCCCUAAUUAUUCAGUAGAAACCACGCUAGCUCUUUUUUUGAAAAAGUGAAUACAUUGAAAUUUCACAGUUCUCAUGCAUCGUUUGACUCUUUUUUAAGUAGUUCUAAGCAAACAUAGGGUGCAGUUUGUCUCAAACCUGUGCCCCACAGACGGCAGUAAUCAUGAGAACAUUUGUUUGUGUGUGAAUUUGUCUUGCCUUUCUAAUCUCUGUCUUUUUUCUUCUGUCGUCAUACCUCUCAGAUGUUGACGAGUGCCAGGCAGUGCCAGGUCUUUGUUCUGGGGGUAAUUGCAUCAACACCGUGGGAUCCUAUGAGUGUAAAUGUCCCGCCGGCCACCGGCAGAGUGAAACCAGCCACAAAUGUGAAGGUUAGUCUGGUUUUUGAAAAAGAGUUUACCGACUAAAUGCUAACUUAAUCAUUGAGGCUGUAAACCGAAAUUUGUUUUUAAUUCUGGUCAAUUACGAGCUGUUGAAUCCACUAAUAUGCAUUACAGAGACACAAGCUGUUGUUUGCUCUUGGAUGCUGCAAUUUCUUUUUGUAAUAUGGUAAUCACUGAUAAAAAAAAAGAUGACUUUUUUCAGAUUAAAACAAAAAAACACCCAAUACCUCAAAAGAAACCCACCAGUUUUACUUGGAGAGAGUUCAGUGUGCUUACACACCACCAAAACCCUAGACAGAAGGUCGAGCUUGAGUUACAUUUUGUUGCGUUAACGGUGAGACAGUCACGGACUGUGCACUUAAUGAUAACUGUGGGUUUGGUGGGAUCGGUUGACAAAUCUCUGUGGAGGUUUAAAAAAGUGACGAGUUUAAGUAGUCUGGACGUGUGAGCAUAAACACACAAACAUGGAAAACACUCACACAGACAGAGUGGACUCAUAUUACAAUGUGUUGAUUUUUUGGAAUUUAAACAGUGCUCAGACUGAAGUGUCUGAUGGUUAGCCAGGCGGGGUUGUGUCUCUUGGAUGGCAGCCGAUGUGUUGUUAGUCUUCUGGGAGGAUUACAGAAAGCUCUUAAAGCUCGGCAGCCAUCCCAGAUGAUAUGUAUUUUACUGAGCAAGACCAAGCUGAACAAGCUAUGGAAAUGCUGCAGUUACCUAUGUAACCCUCUUGUAUUGGUGAGAAAUCAGCCGGAUACAGAGAGAAUACAAACAUAUGUGACUGCCAAAAAAAUAAUAGACUUACCACCUUAGACAAUUACUGUGAAACACAUGAUUAUGUCUCAGUGAAUGAAAAAGAAGUAAGGAUGAUUUCUCUUGAUUCACCAGAGUCUCAAUUUCACUUGUGGUUUUGGUGGAAAGCCACUGAACGUACUUUCUUACAGUACGGGAAGAAAAAGUGAUCCAGAAAGAUGCUCCCAGACAAAUUUUUGGGUUUGGAUGUUGGAAUCUGGCACUAAAAAGCGGAGAGGAGCUUUAGUAGACUUAAGGACAGUGUGAGACAGAGCAGAAAUCUUUAAUAAAACCUGACACUUCUCUAUCGUCAGACCAGACUUUGACCUUUUGUGCUCUAUAAUGCUUUGCUAUGUUGAAGAAAUCUGGCCGAAGCUAAUUACAUUGUGAUUGAUGAGUGGCAGGGAGAAGGUGAGGAAAAAACAGCUGGUUCAUAGAGACCUCCAGGGUUUCCCAGACAUGACAGAUUUGUAACUUCUCGGUGUCAACCCACAUUUCAUUUACAGCAUUAGCGUAUUUUGUUCAGCAAAAGUGAUUGUGGUCACAACAGCACCACCACAGCUGUGACUAAUGAUCAGUGAAAUCCUUGAUUAAUCCUUCUGUGGUUUUCAAAUAAACACGAUUUUGCAACAAAAUGUCGGAAAAGUUGAAAAUAAUGUUUUUCUCCAUUUCGAAUCUUUGAAUCACUUAAUUGUUUCAGUGAGGAGACUAAAAAAUAAGGAUCUUUUUAUCUAAAACAAAUGCAGCGAUCGUCACGUUUCGGAUGCUUGGGCCAAUCCAAAUAUGUUUGAUUAUAAGAAGUGAUUGAUUGUUAUGAAGGGGUAACAGAUGGCUUUUGUCAGCGGUAAACAAAACAUGAGGAGUAUUUAGCUGACACAACAAUCUGUUUAUCAUUCCUCCAGGUCAAAAGUGAGAUAUGACGGUAUCUAAUAAGAAUCAACAGACGUAUAAAAAUGUUUACGUAUGACAGGGAGUGACACUUACAGAGGGUGUUUUCAGCUUCACUGCUUGUUCAGCUGCGGCUGUCGCGACUGCUCACACCUGGCCUCGACAUUUAACAAUCUCAACCAAGAGAAACAGAGCGAGCAAACCAAAAUACCCAACUCAAAAAGUAAAUGUCCAAAAUUAUAGACCAUUUCGCUUCUUUAAUCAGGACUGAAUGAUGUCACUUUUAGUUGGUUGAUUUAAGCAUUUAUCUCGCAGUUCCUUCGUUUCACCCAUGCAGAGUAAGAAAACAAAAGAACGUUUGUUCACGAGUAUCUUGAGUAAUGGAUCAGCAGGAAACCCAUAUUUAGUGAAAUCUCUCAAACAAUCAGAGCAGGUCCUUUGGGGGUUGAAGGUUUUUAUUGAAAUGCCCUUCGAGAUAAUGAGCAAACAGCCUCACUGAGAGCUUUCGUGGGGGAGCGAGGGAGUUUUUUUGGAGCGCUUAAGAUGAACUACAAUUAAGACGUCACGGGUGUCUGAUCCUUUUGGGCUCAACAAGGCACCUGGUUUUAUGGCCUGCUUUCUGCUCGGUCUUUUCCUUUUCCCCUCCUCUUUCUGCUUCGUCUUCCAUAAAUACAACCUUUUGGCUUAAAACCAGCUGUUAGUGCUGAACAAAGACAAGGCAUCAGGGGGACUUUCUCAGUGCACACGCAGACCUCCCUGUUGCUCUGACACCUUUUGAAUUCUCAUGGCGUCACUCUAAACACACACACAGGAUCAUACAUCAGUGUUCAGAUUGUUUGUAACAGCAGAAACAGUCUCAUUUCACUCACACUUUUUUUUGGAGUUUUUACAUUUUGAUGGUUGUUCCAGGUAUGCACCCGCAUGCACACACUUGGCAGACUCAGGUGAAGACAUUUAUCCAAGUGACACUCAUUUCCUUCCAUACACACAUUCGGUCCCAAAGCGCUACGUCUGUGUGGAGUGUAAUGUCUGGCGUGCUGUUGCUGCUGCUGACACAAGGUUUAUUUGGCCGCGUUUUUACAACCUCACCUCGGGCUUCUGCUGCGGCUGUCAGACAGGAGUCAGCAGGGGAAGAACAGCCACUUAGCUUCCCACGACAGGCAUUACUGGGCCCUUUUUAUACCGAGAUGUAGACAAACACACAGAAACACAUGCAUUCAUAUUCACUCCAAGAAAGACACUUAAGCUCCGUCACUUUUCCAAUUGAAAGUAUAGGGGCUGCUGUAAUUAUGCCCCGCAGUGGUGCAGUAAUUAUGAAUGCGUAUAAAUAAGCGUGACACAUCAUAAAAACCCAAUACCUUCUGGAACUUCACUUUGGGCUCCCCCGUCACUGAGCUAUGAGCCCCCAUCUCACCAAUAAUACCGCUUAAUGCCAUCAUAAAGUGUACCACCUUGAGACGGGUUCUGCCAAAGACCGGAGCCAGGUGCUCCCAGGCGUUGUACAUGUUUCUUCGUCAGACCUAAAAUUAGGUCAGCUCAUUCUCGUCUCGAGGCUUGAGGGCUUUCUCUCUUGUUUCAAUUUAGAUGCCGGGUGUAGAUGGGACAAAACUGUUUACACAGAUUUACCAAAUUAUUAAGACUCAUGCUGCGCUCUUUAAAUAAUGAUGUGCUGCAUUAUAUCUUCGCAGGGUUAUUAUGUGACUGGGUCAAUGCCAGUUGGCCAUAGUUAAUAAAUUCAAUGUUAUGUGAUGAAUGAGGAUGACAAGACAUUUAGUGCCAGUGCUUCAAUAGUUUCCAUUGUGCAACAGAAAUGUUUUGGUAAACGCUCAGUCCUGUCAUGUAGUUGUGAUUGUUUGGAUGAGUAUGUUUGUUUUAUUUGAAAAUAGAUUGGUUGUUAGGCUGUAAAUGAACUUAAUACGAAACAUGAUAAAUCUGAACUAUUUGACUGUAAAGUGCGCUUGUAGAAAUCAGUCUUAGGUUCAAGCAGCUGCUGUUUCUCUCCCGCAGAGAUUCAUAGUUUAUACUGUCAAAGCUUCCUAACAUGCACUUGUUUGUAAUUCUGCUUUGGUGAUCAGGGGGAGAUGACCUCUUCUUUUCUUUGGUAUCUCACUUAGCUGAAGUAUGUAAAUGAUGCACCCAUUACGUAUUGCACCAUAUUGUACAAUACCCUUGUAUGAUUGUGUGAUUGUGUGUCCUAGAUAUUGACGAAUGCAGCACCAUCCCUGGAGUGUGUGAUGGAGGAGAAUGCACCAACACUGCUGGCAGCUACGUUUGCACCUGUCCACGAGGCUACAUCUCCAGCACAGACGGCUCCAGAUGUGUGGGUGAGUCUCGCACACAUUCAUAAACACAUUUUUAUAGUUAAUCUCCCUCUCAUUUUUGCUCAUUUCCUCACUCCCCGGCCAGCCAACGCUUCCCAUCAGACCAGUAACGUCCCUCCCUCCCUCCCUCCCUUCCUCCCCUCUGAUGAGUAAAGCUGCCUGGCAGACCUGUGGCCACCGUGCACAGAGAAACAAAUGUCCGCGCACUUUUCUGGCCUUGACGGCAUGACUUUACUGUAAUCUUAGUACCCCUCUGACUCAUUCACACACAUACACACAUAUGCGCACAUGUACAGUGCAUACUUCACUGACAUGUCCCAUGAAACACUACCAGGUGUUAAUGUAUUCCUGCAAUCCUCAUCUGUAACAGCAGCCACAGUUAAACACAUCCAGGUGUUAAUAUAUUAGUUAAAGAUUUAGCACGAAGCAGACAGCUCAGGGUCAACCUGUUUCACUCUAUCAUCAUCAGAGGCCUUUCCCGACUGAGCUACAGUCAGGCUUGUAUGCAAAAUAAAAUCACUUUCUUUGUAGGAUAAGUAGGGGAUAAAGAAAGUAUUUUUUUUAUUGUGAGGGAAAAAUACAAAGAACAAUUUCCUGAAUCUCACACACAUGUUGCACCAACGUAAACAAGGUAAAAGCCGAUCUGACAACCAGUGUGGGUUAGCCUGUCAUGUGGUGGACCAUUCAGCUCCAGGAUGACAGACAUGUGGUGUUGUUUAAAGGAAAACAAAGAGGAAAUAGAGGACAGAAGGACACAAAAAAAUGGCACCAAUAAUCUCAGCAGGGUGGAACAAAUAAAUCUGAAAAUAUGUGGAAACCAGAACACUGAAACACUACGGGAUUGUUUUGUAUUUGAUUUGUUGUCCUCUCUAUGAAGGUUUUCCACAAGCUGUUAAACCUGGCUGCAGGGACUGCUCACAUGCAGCUAGAAAGAGCUUAAACUGCUGAUGCUAGAUAAGACCUUUGUGGCUCUCAGUGUGUUAAAAGAGCCGGAGGUUUGGGCUCUGUGCAGGUCAGACAAGUUGUUCCACACCAAACUGGGAAAACUGUUUCUGUAAAGACACGGUAUUGUACACUGGGUCAGUAGGGCAUCCCAGGACACUGAGAAAAUAGGUCCUUCUGCCAGCUGGAAAAUUGGAUGUGACCGCAUUUUUGACUCUGUGGUGCUUGUGAAGGCAACAAGCAGAGGAAAUAGAGUGGAACAUAGAUCGGUGAAGCAGGUAGAGGACAAAUGCAAAACAGAAAAAGUACAGUAAAAAAUGCUCAUCGAAGGGGAACAGCCAACAGUUUGGAUCGGAGUAGAAAAAGGAGAUGUUUCUGUUUUCCAAAACACAUCAGUAAAAAUUGGCAAGAGAAGCGAGAGAUAAGUGGGAUCAUUGUAAAUAAAGUAGUUACUGGCAGCCUGCUGUGCUUUGGCUUGAGUAAUUGUGGAUCUUAAAGUGACACAGUCCUCCAAUCACCCAAACCCAGGAGUUCCCCAUGUGUCUGCCGUUAAGUGUGUCCAUAUUAGUCUUUUUUCUCCUCUCUGUAAUCCCCUUUGUUCUUUUUUGCCCCCUGAGGAGACAUGAUUCCCCAACUUUGGAGCGUGAAUCACACUAAGAGUAGUUUUUCCGAUCUAGCAGUUCGGUGAUUCACAAUAGAAAGUCUCAACAUUUUCACUGGAACUGUGCGUAAUCUGCUCAACAAAAAAAUACUCCUUUUCAUUCAUCUCUUCCAGAUGUUGUUGUUUUCUCUUCACAAAUUCCUUUUCUCAAAAACAAAGGCCCUCCUGGACUUUUCUACCUCUUCACCUCUUCAUUUAUUUAAACAUUUGCUCUUAGACCCUUUUCAUCCUAUUCCUUGACAUCUGGACCCUGUGCCCUGCUCCCUUCAGAUGCAUUUCUACAGCCUGCAGAGGCAGAAAAGCAAAUAAGUCAGAUGCCAGAUAUAACCCCAUAUAUCCUUCCUCUGUCUAUGUCUCACUUCCAAACUGGACUAGACUGGAUGAGGAAGAGACAAAGAGAAGAUAAGUAAACUGAAACAAAACUAGAAGAGAUACUAAAGACCAGAGAUCCCAAGUAACCGUCAGACAUAGAUAUCGUAAACUUUGCUUGUUUCCUCUGAUGUUACUGACACACUUUGAUUCAACUUCCCACACUGUCUGAUCCGUCUUGUCUUUUUUGUGGUUAGAACAUAAAGUAAAGAAAAAAAGAGUAAGUCCUGUUUACGGGGCUGAUUUCUAUCUCGCCUGCCUUCAUGUUUCAGAAGCAGGAUGUACACUUCUGGUCUGCUACAGGGUAUACCAUGUGGAUCAAGGUGUAUGAGUCUGUGUUUCCCAGGAUGAUCUGUCCUGUGGUGAAGUAGGCCAAGUGAGCUGUGGUGGGGAGCUGACAGUAAUCACAGCCUAAUGCCCUGUCAACAGGGUGGAAGCUUGAAACAAACAAACAAACAAACAAACAAAAAAAAGCCUGUCCAGUCAGUCAGUCUGUAAAAACACAUCACCAAAUGAAAGCAUAUGCUUGUGUAGUGGUGCAACACUAGUGAGCAAACCACAGUCUGGAUCCAAUUAAAGCCAUCAUCAUCCUCACCAGCAAACCCUGACUCCCCCUCUACACCUCGACCCGGCCAUCGGCUCUGUCAGCCCUCUGGGAUGUUUUUUUCGUGUAUUUUUACAUGUGUGAACAGGUCAUUAUAUCUAUGUACAGACAGCGUAUCAGUGUUUGGCCAUAAGGGUUCACUGCAAACAACAUCUGGAUUCGUAUGGAAAUGUGUGUUUGUAUGUGUAAUUACAUGUAAAUGUGUGUGUGUACUGUACUGAAUGUGCUCCCAGACUCAGCUCAGCCCCUCAUGUUCUAUCUAAUUGGCAAGAAUUGCUCCACAUGGAACUGAUUAAUUCCAGACUGCUGGCUCAUUAGUGAGUUAAUCGACUUGUGCUCCUCCUUUCCCCCUUCAUUCUGCUCUUUUUUUCUCCCCCUUUUUUCUCCUCUGUGGAUUCAUUUAAAAUUUCUCCUUCAUAAGUGUAGCUCGCCUUCCAAAACUGAUACAAAUGCAUGCUUGGCCUCUCACUCUGCCUUUUCCUCCACUGGGUAUUUUUCCUUAAAUACCCAGAAAACCCCCAGUCUUCUCCUCCAUUUACUCCUUAUCCACGCUCUUUGAACCUCAGCCCCCUCUCUGCCCCAUUGACCCUGACCUGGAAAACUGUAACAAAUAAGACCCCCUUUUGGAGGCCCUUCAGAUUCCUGCAGUUUGUUCAGACCCCAGGCAACCUUUUCCCACUGCCUGCCCAUAAAGAAGCUUCCUCUCGCUAGGCCAGCACUGUGACUCACAGCAAUACUACUUUAAGAGUGGUGAUUACCUGUAACCUUUUCCCACAUAAAAAGCACGGUCAGUGGUGUAAGAAGUAUGUGCUUAAUUUAUUACAUGAAGUCAUGAUAGUUGUUUUGUAAGUGGACCAUGAUGAUGUGGAGGUUCUUGUUGCUGAUAUGUUUUCCUGAAUACAAGAUCCUGGUUAUGUGUGAUCUCCGAAAACCAAAUCUUGUUUCAUAAAGUUAACAUUUUUUUUUUUUUUACACUGUUUAAGUGUUUAUUUAAUUAAUUCUUUGGCUUUUUCCUGCUUGUAUUUAGAGUACAGGACAGUGGGGAGAACAGGAAAUAGUGAAGGGAAGGUGAGGGGCUACGUGGGAGAGGAGCAACCGAUGAGAAUCAAAUCUGGGCCAUCUAUGCUGAGAAAAACCCCGUUUUUGGUCUAAUAGGCCAAAAUUCGUAGCUAGACUGAUAGCUAUUAAAUGAUCCAAUGGGAGAACCUCAUUUGCAUUUUAAGAUGAUCUUUUGUGUUUGCCCCCUACGGACAUUUCACUCCAUGACACUGUAUUUCUUGGUCACUUGACAGUUGUUUCAUGAUUCUGCUGCAUUUACAACCGUUUUCUUAAAAUUAGUGUCCUAACUUGGCCUCAGUUUUAGGUAAACUCAUCCUUCUUUAUAGCUACUUUCUUUCGGGCACCAUGUCUGUAUCUUUCCUUCCUCUGUGAGUGACAGCUGGCCUCGGUCAUGAGAGGAUCAUGUUUUCCCGAUGAGUGGCAUCGCCCGUUGUUUUGGCUUCUAAUCACUAAACAAAGAUGAUCGCUUUUUGUUUUGGGAGCAACUCAAGGCAAAAACACAUUUUUUAAUAUUUAUGUCAAUACAAUAUGAUAUCAGAGGUUACAUUAGGUGUGGUAGGGUAGGUAGUAUCUGCACUGUCAAUACCUAGUGCCUGUGUGGUGGUGUCUACUGGGCAGCGAUGGAUGUCUAUGUAACUUACCAUACAAAAGCAUAUUAACUUUUGUAUAUUUCAUCAAAGUUACAGGCAUUACAAAAUGGAAAUACCAAGCAGAAAUUUUUCAAAAAGCGUAUUAAAUAUCAUGAGGAAAUUGUGCUGUUUUUAAAGCCAAUCCAAGAAUUUUGGCCUUCUUACUUUCACAAAGAAGACGUAUUUCAUCUCAAGGUUGAAUCGCAGAGUUUCAGGUUUAACUUUUUUAUUAUAAUUUGUUAUUUCAGGUUUUGUCUCCCACAAACCCAGGACACAUAAAACCCAAACGUCCCCUUCAUUUGACCUAACAAACAUACCAGACAUUUGUUCCUAUUACAUGUGCUCUUUGUUGUGAUAAUCUAUUAAUCUUGAACUUGUAUUUCUCUGCCUGUUCACUGGUCUUACUCUUUAAAUCGGUUUCUUCUUACAGAUCAGCGCGUGGGCACUUGCUUCUCCGCUCUGGCUAAUGGCCGCUGUGCUGCAGAGCUUACCGGCCAGUUCACCAAGAUGCAGUGCUGCUGUGACACAGGACGCUGCUGGGCUUUGGGACAAAUCCCUGAGAUGUGCCCUGUCAGGGGAUCAGGUGAGUACACACGAAAGCAAUUUUAAAGAGAAUGAAGGUCAUAGACGGAUCCAAAGUUUUAAGUUGUUGACAAAAACACAUGGCUCUAACAAUAUGUGCCCUUGCCGAUCCAAAAUAAAGUGAUGUAUUUAGCUGAACAUCCAUUACCUUCUUCCUCUGCUGACACAAAACUGGCACUCCUCUUAGUUUGUCUAUGUCUUGGCAUGAGCUCAUGCAGUAAAUAAAGCCACACAUGCAUGAAUGUCUCACAAGCCAAAUGAGCCUCAUGCUGUAAUGUUAAAGUAUACAAGGUUUAGGCUAUUAGAGAGAGCUUUGUGUGUGUGUGUCUAUGUGUGUGCAACAGAGAGGGAACAGCACCCACUCUGACUGAUGAGCAUGAUGUCAUGAGUGCAAACUAAACAGAGAAAGAUGGAACAGAUUUGUGCCGAGAUAAUGACCCAUCAUCUCCUCUGUCAAGCAGGAAUUUAGAGCAGUCUCCCUCUGCGUGAGACCUCGUGCUCCAUAACUGAUCUGUUACUGAUCUUUUUUUACUGGCACCGCCAAAAUAAGUUGUGUGUGUUUGAUUUAUUAUGACUGUCAAAUGAUGUGAAAACAUACAGACAACAGUGUGCUAAACACUCAGAGAUGUCUGUGUGCACAUAUAAAUUCAUUAGUGAGGUCAUAUAUAAGAAAAAACUGCCACUAUUUUACAUACUUAAAGAAGUAAAUUAGUUGUUGUUUCACAGGCCCUAUUUUGUUUUGUCAGGCUAUUCUUCAAUUUAAAGAAUAUCGGGUAACAAUAACACAAAACUUCAACAAGACAUAAACAUGAAAUGCAAAGUGCUCUGGCCUUUGUCAGCUCUGCAAUUCCAGGAAAGGAGGGAUUGUAAUCACUGACUGCAGGAUUUCCAGUGUUCAGACUGAUUCAAAGGUCGUGUGAGGCUGAAUAACUAUAAUAACCCACAUAAACUGCAUCCACUAACUAGCUCUCUGUGGUCUGCUUUUUUUUUCUUCAAGAUGAGUUCAGGCGCCUGUGUAUCGUAGGCGUUCCCCAAGGUCUGCCUCAUGGCUACCCCAACGGACAAUUCCCCAACACUAAUGGCAACGGGUACAACUAUGGAUUCAAGUUCCCCAGUGUACCCAAUGGUAACGGCAACGGGGGCAUCGGUGGCAACGGAGGAGGAGGCUUUGGGGGCAAUGGUGGAGGCUUCGGAGGUAAUGGAGGGGGCUUUGGAGGCAAUGGAGGCAGUCUGACAAAUAUAGGUGAGUAUCUUCCUAGACUGUAAUGUGUAAACUGAGCAAGAAAAUGAUCUUGUUGUAUUGAAUUUUUGUCUUGUUGUGUUGUCUUCUUCUUAGGCACUGUGUCUUUAAAUGACUCCAUUGAUGUUUGCAAACAUUUCACCAACCUGUGUCUGAAUGGACGCUGCAUCCCCACACCCACAAGCUACCGCUGCGAGUGCAACAUGGGUUACAGACAGGAUGUCCGUGGAGAGUGCAUCGGUAAGAUAUCAGUGCAUGCACUCGCGGUUUCACUCCUUAGUCAAUUCUCAGCAGCCUCUCUCUGCCCAGGAGGCUGAUACUUUGUGACAGUUCUACCAUAAAUUCAUGCACUACACUGCCAUCUUCUGCUGAUUCAAGGAACUUAAUAUAAGAGCAGGUCCAUCCUUGCUCCUUUACUGCCUCUUUUCCUCUCAUGUUGAAGAUUUUUGGUUGAUUUUCUCCCUCCUCAGAUGUGGAUGAGUGCGUGAGUAAACCAUGUACUAAUGGUGACUGUGUCAACACACCUGGAUCCUACCACUGCAAGUGCCAUGAAGGAUACCAGGGAACUCUGUCCAAACAGGCCUGCAUCGGUACGUCCGACUCAAACUCUGAUAUGUCUGUCUUGAGAUUGAUCAUUAAUAUCAAUAUUUGACAUGUCUUGUUGAAACAGACUCACAUCAGUACACAAACUGUCCUCCCUCUCCUCUUUUUAGACAUUGAUGAGUGUAUUAUGAAUGGAGUGAUGUGUCGAAAUGGCCGCUGUGUAAACACAGAGGGAAGCUUUCAGUGUGUCUGCAACGCUGGCUUUGAGCUCACUCCUGAUGGAAAGAACUGUAUUGGUAAGGAGUCCACACAGAGACAGAUUGACCUGCUUGUGAACUCUCACUUUCGUAAGCUCAGCCUGAUUUCAUCUCCUAUUGCUCCUGUCCAGAUCAUGAUGAGUGUGCCACCACCAACAUGUGUCUCAACGGCAUGUGCAUCAACGAGGACGGCAGUUUUAAGUGCAUCUGCAAGCCUGGCUUUUCUUUGGCACCCAAUGGACGCUACUGCACCGGUAAGAGUGAUUAAUGGAGAACAAACAGGGACCUCAUGUCUUGGGUCAAAUAGCGUUGACUGAUUUGGUGUUUGUUGAAAUCCUGCUGGCCUCGUUUUGACCCUCAGUUUACUUCAUCCUGAGGUUCUACUAUAUACAAUCCAACAGUAGACAGACAGUCAGCGGUUGUUUUAAUGUGUGUUGGAAAGCCCUGAGAGCAGCCGACAUUCCAUUUUAGUAACACCAUGACAGCCACCACAGGUGUAUAACCCAAAUACUCGUAUAAACCCAAAUGGUGCUUCCCGUUUUGAUUGUUAAAGAAGAAAGGAUUAGGUCAAUUUCAAGAGGAAAUGAUUUAAUGACUUGCAUAUUUACUCUAUGAAAUCAUCUCCAGAGGACUUCUCAUUCAAAUUUGCUAAUUAAAAUACACACAUCUGCCUCGGCUCAUAAACCUGAGCCGACAUAUGAUCCGUACAUUGUGUUCCUUCCCCACAACAGACAUAGACGAGUGUCUCACACCUGGCAUUUGCAUGAACGGCCGCUGCAUCAACUCUGAGGGCUCCUUCCGCUGCGAGUGCCCUCCGGGCCUGGCCAUUGAUGUAGACGGGAGAGUAUGUGUGGACACGCACAUGAGAACCACCUGCUACGGUGCUAUAAAAAUGGGUACAUGCUCGCGACCAUUCCCUGGUGCAGUGACUAAGUCUGAGUGCUGCUGUGCAAACCCAGAGCAUGGAUUCGGAGAGCCGUGCCACCCUUGUCCUUCCAGAAACUCAGGUAUCAUAUUUGAUCUGCUUUUGACUUUUUUUGUACGAGUGGAUAUGGGAAAGGGAAUUUGCAACCUCGGUAGUUGCUAAUGGGGAUUAAAAUGAUUGAUUAAAAUGAGAGUUAGAUAGAAAUCUUUGAGAAUGAAGUAAUAAAAAUUUCUGUCAUCUUUCAGCUGAGUUCCAGGCUGUGUGCAGCAGCGGUAUUGGCAUCACAGCUGAUGGCAGAGGUGAGUACUUUGCUUAUGAGUGUUAUUGUGAUUUUUAGAAACACAUUACAAUUUAUACACACUAUUUAUAUGCACCUUUUCCCUUGCAGACAUCAAUGAGUGUGCCCUGGACCCUGACAUUUGUCAGAAUGGCAUCUGUGAGAACCUGAGAGGGAGCUACCGCUGUAUUUGCAACAUUGGUUACGAGUCAGACACCAGUGGCAAGAACUGUGUUGGUGAGUCAGACGAACAACAGCUCCAUUUAUUUUUUAAAGUAUUUUUUGGGCGAUUUUUUUUUCCUUUUAUUGAUGGUACAGGGUGAAAUGUGGGGAGAUAGAGAGAGAGAGAGAGAGAGAGAGAGGGGGGAGGAUAUGCGGCACAUGGUCAGGGUCAGACUCGAGCCCGCGACCACUGCGGGGACCAUGGUCCACAUACAUGGGGCGCGCUAACCCACUCGGCCAUCUGCGUGCCCCAACAGCUCCAUUUUUAAACAACAACCACAAAAAAUGUCUGUUCAGUUAAGAUAAAAUUGUUCCUUACUAUAAAAGUGGUAUGUUUACAACAAGGUCGUAGAGGUGAAUGCAAAGACAGAGUCAUCAAAUUUUACAGCACUAACACUCCAAACCUUUAACAAAAUGUGUCUUCCCAUUUGAAUACUUUAACCUUACAUGACUGCUUUGUAAUUCCUUUGUUUUCCAUCUCUUCCCUUCCUGCAGACAUCAACGAGUGUCUGGUGAACCGCCUCCUCUGUGACAACGGCCUGUGCAGAAACACCCCCGGCUCGUACACCUGCUCCUGUCCUAAAGGAUACGUUUUCAAACCUGACUCAGAGACCUGCGAAGGUACGCCUGUGAUCACACACACACACACACACAUCCUCACUGACACACAAACACACUCAGCUGUGCGUGCUGCCUCAUAUCCACAUGUGUUUUGUGGGUUUCACUGACAAUCAAGGUCAUUAUGCAGCGACAUUAUUACCAGAUGUGCUGCAUUAGUUCUCAGUAAACAUGUGGAUCAUGGAAAGACGACACACACUGCUUGUGUUUGUAAGCACCAAGUAGGCAUGAUGAUCCAUUUGAAUCAGCCCUGACCUAAGGUGUAUUUGCACGUGUUUCAGAUAUCAACGAGUGCGAGUCCAACCCGUGCAUCAAUGGAGCAUGCCGCAAUGUGGCCGGGUCCUUCAACUGUGAGUGCUCACAUGGCAGCAAGCUGGACUCCACCAACACCAUCUGUGUGGGUAAGACAUCAUUCCCUUAAAAUGCUCGAUGGAAAUCACAGGAGCACUGGGGGUCCUGUACGCAGCUUGUGUGAGAUAAUGAUUACACACUUAGACACAAGUGUCUGCAGGAAAUAGCUGGUGCAGGUUUUUUUUUUUUAAACCAGAGUUCAGGUCAUUUUGGAGCCAGAAGGAGAACAGUGGGAGGAUGGCUUUUAUUUUUACUUAUCUUUGGGUUUUAGACUAAAUUUGUCUACAGAAAAUUACAAAAACAGUCUUAUUGGCUGACAAACAUGACUAUCUAUUAACUGUAGUGUCAAAACAAUAAACGGCACCAUUGGAUGUAAGUCUGUGGUGCAAAAGAAAAUGAGGUAUGAUAAAAAUGUUAAAAAAAAGCUGUUGUGAAUGUUUGAAUUACACUGGUUUCCUUCCAAAUCACAUAUUUUAGCUAUUUUUUGUUUAUCUUCUCUGCUAUUGCAAGUUCUUUUAAGGACCCUCAUAAAGUUCAAAUCAUAACUUGAAGACUGUCUGGAGUGUGGCCAUUUUGGUGAAGUUUCUCUCCACUUUUGUAAACAAGAACAUCCACGGUUCAGGUUUCCAGGAGCCUUCCAAAGACAUUAUCAGCCUCAGAUGUUAGGCAGAAUGGCACAGAGUGAUGAUUUAUUAGAUGAACACUUGCAUGCACGGCUUGAGCUCACAUGGAGAUUGCUUUAUUUCAUCAAGAUUUGCACUGCAGAUUCAAAAUGACAUUUGGUAUGUAAAGCUCUCUGCAGAGGUCUGCUAAUCUGUGUAUGUCCUUUUGGGAAAUCACUCCGAGAAAGCUACAUGCUAAUACAGAGUACAGAUGUUAUUGUAACUGGGAGGGAGAAUGAGUCAUUAAAUAAAUACUCAUACAUUUAGCAUGAGCUGGCUCUGUCAGAGGUCCACAAAAUCCUCCGGUUUGGAUCAUUUCUGUUUUAUGUUUUGAAGCCCAUUAGUCACAGGGAGAAGAAAGAAAGGGAAGAAAAAUGUGGUUUGAUGUUUGGGUGGCCUUGUGGUUUUAGGGAAAAGGUGUCUUACUGUUCAUUUGGCAUAAAACUGGGUAAGAUUGUAUGCAAUGAUUCAUGCUUUUACUCAUCUUAGUGUGCAUUCAGAUGGAGACCCAUGUUUGUUGGCACUAAAGAGAGUUAAGGAUAACAUGUUGGUCAUUUAAGUUUAGUUGGUUGCCAUGCUGAAAAAUAACGUCAUAUUUUGACAUCUAGACCUCUGGUAGAAGAUUAGUUUUUGACAAAAUACUGAUGUUUUUUCUGCGGGAGAAACCGUGCUUCACUUGUAAGUAUUUUGUUUUGUUUUAUUUUGGAUCCACCAUUAGUUACAACAAAAUAAACUACUCUUUCUGGGGUCCUUAUCUUCUUUUCCAUUUUCAUUUUGAACUUUGACAUGUACUUACCGACAUUACACUUACAUAAAUCUCAUUCUACACUUCAUUCAUACAGUAGCUCUUAUUCUCUCUUGCUUGUUAGAAAUAAACCGAUACAUAAAUAAGAUGAAGACAGAAAAGUGACAAGUGCUAAUGUAUGAAAGAAAAAACAGGGUUUAAAUUCCAAUCUUUGUUGUUAAACCACAGACAGCAUGAAGAGCACCUGCUGGCUGACCAUACAAGACAGCGGCUGCGAGGUCAACAUCAACGGGGCCACACUGAAGUCUGAGUGCUGCUCCACACUGGGAGCCGCCUGGGGGAGCCCAUGUGAACGCUGCGAGAUUGGUUAGUCUACACAAACACACACAUAAACACCAUUUUUAUGAUAAUACCUGACAAGGACUCAAGGUUUUCCUGACUCGUGGAAAGUAAAAAUUCAGGUGAAGUUAGUUUCUUUAUGGCUGCUUUGAUCAUGGGAAAGGUACCGCUAUACGGCAGAUGUGCUACGUCUCAUAAAUAAAACACUUUUAUUACACCCUUCAAUCUUCUUAUGCCUCUGCAGAUACGGCCUGCUCUCGAGGGUUCGCUCGCAUGAAGGGCCUUGUGUGUGAAGGUAAGAGCAUUUGAUAAGUUAAUGAACAGCAACCAACCGUCAGCUCUCCUAUGAAAUCAUUCAGUCUUUUCGUCCUUGUAAUGUUCCUUUGUGUUUUCCCCAUGGACUUCUUUAGCAUAAUUGUGUACGAGUGUGUAUGUGUGUGUGAGCUCCACCUUGUAAUCAUGGCUCUUAAAAUGUUCUGCUCCCUGUAGAUAUUAAUGAAUGUGAGGUGUUCCCUGGAGUGUGUACAAAUGGCCGCUGUAUGAACACCCAGGGCUCGUUCCGCUGCGAGUGCGCUGAGGGUCUGACCUUGGACAGUUCUGGUCGCACAUGUGUGGGUAAGAGGACUGAAGGACAUUGAAAUCACAUAUCCACAUUAUUAUCUUACAAACUCUGUUCAUGGAUUUUUUUCAUAAUAAUGUAAAUAAAAAAUAAUAAUGUAAAACUGGUGUAAGAGCACUCUGAGAAUCAGGUCUUUGCUGUAAGAUGCUCCUUGCUAACUGUUUAAGUUAUGUUCUGCUGUUAGAUGAUAGUUGACUGGAUGUGAGAUUCAUCAGUAUACAAAGAGGUUUGUUUUUUUUUCCAGAGACAAUCAUGUUACUCACUUUGUUUUUCAUUUCAUAACCAACUUUUCUAGACAUGCGUAGUGAGCAGUGUUUCAUGAAAUGGCACGAGGAUGAGUGCGGCCAACCACUGCCAGGGAGAUACCGCGUGGAUAUGUGCUGCUGCUCUGUGGGUGCUGCUUGGGGAGUCGACUGUGAGGAGUGUCCCAAAGCCGGCACACCAGAGUACAGAACCAUCUGUCCCAGAGGGCACGGCUUCGCCAACAGGGGAGAUAUUCUGACUGGCAGGUCUUUCUACAAAGGUAGAUAUUUCAACUCAUUAGAUCUGGACAAUUUUAUCUUAAUGUGUGACCUUAGAGUGUAGAUUUCUGUUCUGUUCUGUUCUUUAAAGUCUUAAUUUUGUCAAAAACAGUCGAACAAAUGGCUUUAUUUUGCAUUAAAACAUGUUUACAAUAAAUAUGCUUCUGUGACUUUUCUAAAUCUCUGUCAGUUUAAUCUUGAAUUAAUUUGAUCUCCUUUUCCUCAGAUGUAAAUGAGUGUAAAGUGUUCCAGGGUUUGUGUACCCAUGGAAAUUGCCGGAACACCAUCGGCAGUUUUAAGUGUCGCUGCAACAGUGGCUUCGCUUUGACGGCAGAGGAGAGGAACUGCACAGGUAUGAGAGCGAAAGUCAGAUUUUUUUUAUAUUAAAAUGUUUCCAUUAAAACCAGUGAGCAGUUAUUUAGUAAGACCUUCUUAUGCUUCUGUGUUUCAGACAUCGAUGAGUGCCGCAUCUCCCCAGACUUGUGUGGUCAUGGUACCUGUGUCAACACACCUGGCAGCUUUGAGUGUGAAUGUUUCGAGGGAUAUGAGAGCGGUUUCAUGAUGAUGAAAAACUGCAUGGGUAAGCUGGAAACACAUUUAUGUGCACUAUUGAACGUUUGCCAAUAACAAACACUAUUUGAAACAUCGUCCUAAAUGUGAAUCAGGUUUAUCAGCUCACCAAAUCUUUUCACACAUUCAUGUUCUCUCCUAUUGCCCUCUUUUUAUUCAACUUCCACUCAUCUCUGUCUUCUCCACUCUGCGCACAGAUAUUGAUGAGUGCGAGAGGAACCCCCUGCUGUGUCGUGGAGGAACCUGCCUGAACACAGAGGGGAGUUAUGAGUGCGACUGCCCCACUGGACACUCACUCAGCACUGAUGGAUCAGCCUGUGAAGGUGAAGCAGUCAUUAAACAUCACUAACAUUUGUGCAUUCAUAAACGUGAUCAAAUUGCAUUGUGUAGCAAAGUCAUCAAACCUGUUUGAAAAAGUGUUAAUGUUCAAAGUCCUACUCUUUCUUGUCCCAUCUUGAUCAAGUACUUUCUUUUAACCAUAUUGUUAUGGAUCACAUGUUUAUGUUAUAGCAUUCUAUGUUUGAAUUGUUCUGGGAUAUUUCACUGAGAUAUGGUUCACUUCAUAAUAACAAUAUAUAAUGUUCUGUAUUCUUCUUCUUUCAGAUGUGAAUGAGUGCCAGCUGAGUGACAACUUGUGCAAAAAUGGGCAGUGUGUCAACAUGCCAGGGACAUACCAGUGCUCCUGUGACACUGGUUACCAGGCAACACCAGACCGACAGGGCUGUGUUGGUGAGCAUCACUAAUCAAAAAUAUCAUUAUCUAGGAAAUUAACUGACCAAUCCCAAAUUAAUGCGAUCUAUUAUUGUGACCUCUCUUGGCAGAUAUCGAUGAGUGUACCAUCAUGAACGGAGGCUGUGAGACCCACUGUACCAAUUCAGAGGGCAGCUAUGAGUGCAGCUGUAGUGAGGGUUACGCUCUUAUGCCUGACCUCAGGACCUGCUCAGGUAAUAAAACAAACCAUAUACGAAGUAGAUCUGUGUCCAAGGCACUCCCCUGUGAGACUAAAACUAUAAAUCAAUGUGAUAAUGUGUAAAAAGUUCUCCAGUUAAACCCUGGCAGACUAUAUUUCUUGCUGUUGCCACAGAAAGCACAUUGAUCUGUUAUCUUGCUACCUCUUUCAGAUAUUGAUGAGUGUGAGGAGACUCCAGACAUCUGUGAUGGAGGUCAGUGUACCAACAUCCCCGGGGAAUACCGCUGUCUGUGUUAUGAUGGCUUCAUGGCUUCAAUGGACAUGAGGACUUGUAUCGGUAAGAGAAACAGCAAUACUUAGUUUGAUUAAUGCUGUAAAAACACGUUCUGCUUUUUCUCUCACUUUAAUUGUAUGCUUGAUAUUUUUGCAGACCUCCUUUCGUUAUCUCUAACAUGAAUUUAUUUAUCCAGCCUCUCUAACCUGAUCUGUGGGACUUUCCCUGUCAGUCUCAUUUCCUCUCACUGUAAUCUCAAAAGGCCCGAGCGUUCACUUGUAAUCUGUCCAUCUCUGUCUGCACAGAUGUGAACGAAUGUGACUUGAACCCAAACAUCUGUCUCCACGGUGACUGUGAGAACACCAAAGGCUCCUUCAUCUGCCACUGUCAGCUGGGAUACUUCGUCAAGAAGGGAUCCACGGGCUGCACAGGUACACUCACACAUAAACACACAAGAGCUGAGAUGGUCUGGGCUUCUGUGCGUUCAUAUAUGAGUGGAGAGUUGAGACGGAUCAGCCAUGCAUACAGAAGUUCAGGGUUUAAAACUUUAAAAAGUAUCAUUUAUUCAUGAUUUACUACUUAUAGAAUUUAAAAACUAUCUGCUGAGUUAAAAUCAAAUGUUGAAUUCUUCUUGUUUUGUCCAGCAUUCACAGGGAAAUAGCCUGUAGAAUGACAUAUACAGUUUCCUGCUUAUAAGCGUUUAUGUGCCUCUCUAGAUGUUGAUGAAUGUGAAAUCGGCGCUCACAACUGCGACAUGCAUGCUGCCUGCAUCAACGUUCCUGGCAGCUUCAAAUGCCGCUGUCGAGACGGCUGGGUGGGAGAUGGCAUCAAGUGUGUGGGUAAGUACUUUUUACUCUCAGCUGUGAAAUAACGACUUUUUAAAGACAAAAUAAAAGAAGAAAAAGCUAAGAAACUUGUUUGAUUGGACAUGUUUUAAUUUUUCUUUCUCCAUCUGCAGAUCAGGAUGAGUGCUCUGCAGAGGACCAUAACUGUAACCCCAAUGCGGACUGUGUCAACACACCUGGAUCCUACAGGUGUACCUGCAAAGAGGGAUUCAAUGGAGACGGUUUCUCCUGCUCAGGUGAGAUUAUGGGGUCUUAAGUACAUCCAAACUGUAUCUGUUUCGUUGUCAGUUCUAUUAACACGUAACUAAAAAUUGCACCAAAAUUUCAGACAUGGAUGAGUGCGCAGACAACGUGAACCUGUGUGAGAACGGCCAGUGUCUGAAUGCUCCAGGAGGCUACCGCUGCGAGUGUGAGAUGGGCUUCACUCCUACAGAAGACAGCAAGGCCUGUCAAGGUAUUUCACACUUUUUCUGUCAGAUUUUAUUCUUUUUUACUUUUUUAUUCAUCUUUGUUUCAUAAAGGUGGUGUAACUAUAUGUGCUCUCUCUCUCUUUCCUGGCUGCCUUUUAUUACAGACAUUGAUGAGUGUAACUUCCAGAACAUCUGUGUGUUUGGAACGUGCCAGAACCUUCCAGGGAUGUUCCGCUGUGUUUGCGAUGAUGGUUAUGAACUCGACCGCAGCGGAGGAAACUGCACUGGUUAGUGUGGCGUUACUACAACCGUAAAGUUUCCAAGUUAUGACACAGAGUAGGGUUCAGCUGAGGUACUUUGACAUUUACAGCCUGUAAAACUCACUAAAAUAAAAAAUAUACGUAAGGUAAAAAUGUUUUUUUAAAAGACAUCAUCUAACUAAUUUUUCAUCAUUUGUGCAGAUCAGUAUCUAGCUACGAUAAGUAAAUUUGUGACAUAAAUUAAAGUGCCAAAAGUAGAUAAGUAUUUUGAGCUCUCACAUUUUCAGCAGCAUAAGGAGAUAUCCAGUUAUAAAGAUGUCAGCCAUCUGGUGUGUGUUGCUGAGUGUGUGUGUCUCUUUUGCAGACAUCAAUGAGUGUGCAGACCCUGUGAACUGCAUCAACGGGCUGUGUGUGAACACUCCUGGGAGCUACCGGUGCAACUGCCCGGCUGAUUUCGAGCUCAAUCCCACCGGAGUGGGCUGUGUGGGUGAGUAAUAGUUGGUAACGCUUUAUAUGAAGGUCAUUGUAACAAGUAUUAAUUAAUAGUUAAUAAGCUACUUAUAGGCAAUUAUAAGAUGCUUAUAAACACUAAUAAGAAUUAACAGGUUUUAAUGGAAGCAUCAUGAACAUAUUUGUUAUUGCUUAUCAGAUAUUAGUAGUCUUUUUUUAUGGGAACUUGUUAAUAUUCAUGAGAAACAUCUAUUUUCUGUUUUUCAGAUGAAGAAGGGUUUAUUACAGAUAAAUAAACAUGUUUAUUAUUAGCUUGCAACACACUUGUGGGAAGUUAUUACCAAUUACAGCAUAUAAGAGUCAGAGACAACUUUUAAAAGCUAACAAGUUGUUUAUUUACUUUAAUACAACUGUAUGAGUUUUUGAUAAAAUCAUAAACAUUUCUUGUUGCUUAUUAGCCUACCUUUAUGCACUCACUAGAAUUUUAACAAUUCAUAGGCCACUUCCUAACUUUCGUUAGAUGUUCUAUAACAUGAAUAAGACUAUGAAAGGUUUAGUUUAAUGUCUUAUAAGGAUUAGUUAAUCCUUUAUUAAGCACUUACUAACAGCUAACAAUGCUCCUUUACAGCUACUGGGUUUAGAGUGUGAAUGAUGUCUUAUGAAGUUUAGUAAAUCCUUAAUUGAGCACUUAUUAAACGCUAACAAUAUUUGAUAUUAUAACACUGAAAACAAAUAAUGCUAAUAAUAAUAAUAAAACAAAUACAGAAAUUAAAUACACCUUGUGUUGUUUCAUGUAAUUGGACAUCUAAUGUUUUCAUGACUUUUUCAGAUACCCGUGUCGGAAACUGCUUCCUGGAUAUCCUCGCCCGCGGUGAUGGAGGAAUCUCUUGCAGUGCUGAAAUCGGAGUGGGGGUGACCCGAGCUUCCUGCUGCUGCUCCCUUGGAGGAGCCUGGGGAAACCCCUGUGAACUCUGCCCUGCCCCCAACUCGAGUAUGCACCACAGGACCUUAGAUUUAUGAAUUAUUUAUUUAAACAUUUAUUUAUGCACAUGUGAGUGUCAUGGUUAAAACUUACUGUUUGUCUCUUUCUUGCCUGUAGCGGAGUAUAAGACUCUCUGUCCGGGAGGAGAGGGAUUCAGGCCGAACCCCAUCACUGUCAUCCUGGAAGGUAGAUCCUUGCUUAUCUUUUUCCAGCCCUGAUUUAAAUCUGAAAAUGCAGCUGUAUUCAAAGUUAUGGAUGCAGUCUAACACAAAAUCAAUACAUCUGGAUCUAAAUUUGUGGAUUACUUUACAGAUAUUGAUGAGUGCCAGGAGCUGCCAGGUCUCUGUCAGGGUGGAAACUGUGUUAACACCUUUGGUAGUUUCCAGUGUGAAUGUCCAGCAGGCUACUAUCUCAAUGAGGAGACUCGCAUCUGUGAGGGUAAGAACUGAAACUAGACUAUUUAGCUAUAUACUAUAUCGCUUAACUGCUCCUAUUUUAUACUUUUUUUCUUUUUUUUUAACCUAAAUCAUAUCUCCAUGUGCAGAUAUCGAUGAGUGCACAACCCACAUUGGUAUCUGUGGACCUGGUACCUGCUACAACACUCUGGGUAACUACACCUGCGUUUGCCCCCCUGAGUACAUGCAGGUCAACGGUGGAAACAACUGCAUGGGUGAGUAAGAGUAACCUCUUUGGCUGACAUUUGCAUUCACAAAAUAAACCCUCAGCAUGUCUUUUUUAUGUAUAUAUAUGUAAACAAUAUUUGUUUACUCUCUUCUGACACAGACAUGAGGAAGAGUGUGUGUUACCGUAACUUCAACGACACAUGUGAGAACGAGCUGUCCUUUAACAUGACUAAAAAGAUGUGCUGCUGUGCCUACAAUGUGGGGAAAGCCUGGAACAAGCCGUGUGAGGCCUGUCCAACUCCUGCCACCUGUGAGUGUCUCUCAGUGCUCCAAACAGCUGUGAAAAAAUCUGUAUAAAUAUGAAGUCUUUAUGAGUCUCCUGUCCCUCCUGUUUCAGCUGAGUACCAGUUACUGUGUGGCAACCAGGCCCCGGGCUUCAUCAUUGACAUCCACACUGGCAAGCCAAUUGGUAAGGCCAUUACGAUAUUAAAUCUGUGCCAAUCUGUGAUAGACAGACGAUUGUUCAUGCUCAUUGACCCUUCUGUUGUAUUGUUGUGUGUAGAUAUUGAUGAAUGCAGGGAGAUCCCUGGAAUCUGUCAAAAUGGAGUUUGUAUCAACCAGAUCGGGAGCUUCCGCUGUGAAUGUCCGAUGGGCUUCAGCUACAACAACAUACUUCUCAUCUGUGAAGGUAACACUUCUUGGACUCACUUGUCCUCCCUCGUCAUAAAAAAGCAGAGCAAAUGUUACUUUUGCAGUUUAGAUGAAAAUGUUUUCCUUCACAUAAAAACCUUUUUUAAUGAAGAACGCUCAUUUUUAUGAGACUGUGUGAGAAAAGAGGUGCUGCCAAGGUUUCCAGCUCUUUUACUUUGAUUUUGAUUUUGUUUGCACCGACAGAAACAAUCACACAACAUACACACAUACCUCUCGUACAGCACACACAGAAUCUCCAGUUUUUGAACAUGCUACUCAUCACUGCGUGUUUAUGCAUGAUAUAUACAGUGAAAAUAGUUUCUGUCUGCUGGCACAAUCACUUACCUCUGUUUCUGUCGUAAAUAACAUAGUCAUACUCAGUCAUACACAUCUGGAGGAACGCACAUAAACGCAGUAACACUCACUCACUGGCUGAGAGGUGAUUUCAUAAGCAGUCCCUCAGCUGAAUAAAUGCUGCCUUUCCUACAUAAAAUAUGUCCCAGUAAAAGCAACUAUAGAAGCCCUGAAUAGGAACACCUGCCUGGACUUUCAAUCACUCAGAACCUGCGGUGACUGUAUGCGCUGUAUCAGAGCCAAAAUGUAGCUGUUGUGUUUUCUCUCCUGCUGCUGACAGCCAGCUCUGAGCAGACAGUUAUGGAGCCUGAGAAUGAUGCCCACUGUUUCUCUCCCGCUGUGUAGAUAUUGACGAGUGUAACAGUGGGGAUAACCUGUGCCAACGCAAUGCCAACUGCAUCAACAUCCCAGGCAGCUACCGCUGCGAGUGCUCGCCAGGCUUCAAACUGUCGCCCAACGGGGCCUGUGUGGGUGAGUCUAGCCUGUCUGACAGGCUGUGAUGGGGUUCUCCAUUUAAAGAAGGUGGGAGGCUGACAGAAAGACUGAUCGUGCUGGUGAUGUUAGCAAAAUGUAAAACAUAGGCCCUUUGAGUUUAAACUAUAAUUAUUGAAAUUUAUGUUCCUGUAGAAAAUCUGCUUGGGAAUGGGAACUUAUCCAAGCUUUAGAUCCAUCACUGAAGGUCUGGCUGAAUCUACUCUGUAUGAAAUAUAAAGGAAAUAACACAAGUAUCUGAAUACACUCAGAUAAAAAAACAAGAUUAACCAGACACGAGAGAUUAUGUUGUAGAGAGACUAAUGUAAAUGAAACAACAGAUACUAUAAAUACAAAGCAAACUAUUGAGGUAUGACACAUGGACUAAAUAUCAUGUUGGAUUUCUACAUACCAAGUGUAACUCACAGUCAAGAAGUAGGCCAACUACAAAUCAAAGACGUUUAUUCAUCUGGAAAUGACAUCAUUAACAUCAUUAAUGCAACACCAUUAAUGUUUUUCAUCAUUGUGAGCCAAAUACCAUUAAAGGUUUUAUGUUUGGGCUUUUAUGCCCUUUAGAAAAUGAGGACUAUUUUGCAGUUGGAGGGAAGAUCUGAGCAGCGCAAUGAGGACCCGAUUUAACAGCUGACUAAAAUUUGCGCCACAGAGGAUACCUUUUGAUAAUGGAGGGGAACAAAAGCAUCGGGGAGACAUCACCUUUAUUACGCAAAAUUAUUAACUGUGUGGUGCCUUUACAGCGUUGUUUUGUUGUUUUCUCUGGUUUUCAGACCGUAAUGAGUGCCAGGAGAUUCCAAACGCCUGCAGCCACGGAGAGUGUAUAGAUACCCAGGGAAGUUAUCGCUGUCUGUGCCACAAUGGCUUCAAGGCAACUGCUGACCAGACUAUGUGCAUGGGUGAGAAACAAUGUCCACAGUUUAGCGUAUAAACAGCACUGUGUAACAUUAAACCUGCCAAGUCUUAGUAGACACAUAAUUCAUGCUUUUAUAAAUAUCUGAAUGCUUAUUCUGUCUCCCCCUGUGUUUCUUCUCUUUAUUUAGACAUUGACGAGUGUGACAGGCAGCCGUGUGGUAACGGCACCUGCAAAAACACAGUCGGGUCAUAUAACUGCCUCUGCUUCCCGGGCUUUGAGCUCACACACAACAAUGACUGCAUGGGUAAGGAUCGUACACCGCUGUACUCUCACCGAGUUAAAAGCACUUGAUGUUUGCAUUGAAUUAUCAAUCCUAUUUUCUGUUGUCGUAAAAAAAUAAUUGAAAUAAAAUGAUAUGUCUUUAAUUUCCCUGAGGGAACUUUCCUCAAAGGAUCAGUUAAGUUUUUCCUAAUCUAAUCUACUCUAAUAAAAAAUCUUCCCCUUUUUCCUUUCCUCUAGAGAAAAAAUAUCACACAAUGAAUUUUCCACCAUAAACCAGCUUCCAUGGACUUUUUGACACUUUUUCAGCAACUUUUUAAAGAUUUAUUGUUGCUGUUUUUGAAUAGACAAAAUUAAAGGAAUAUUCAGAGUUCUGAUCCUCUUGAUUUGAACCUUGCAGACAUAGACGAGUGCAGCGCCUUACAGGGCCAAGUGUGCAGGAAUGGACAGUGCAUCAAUGGACUUGGCUCCUUCCAGUGUCUCUGCCACGAGGGGUAUGAGAACACUCAGGAUGGGAAAAACUGUGUUGGUAAGUCCGCAAAAACACAAGAGAAAUAUGGGAUUGGUUGGUAUUUGUCUGUUUUCUCACAAUACAGUUUAACAAAACACACAUUUUCUCUCUUUUUCCACAGAUAUCAAUGAGUGUGUGAGUCUGCCCGGCACCUGCUCUCCAGGAACUUGUCAGAAUCUGGACGGGUCUUUCAGAUGUAUCUGUCCCCCUGGAUAUGAGGUGCAAAAUGACCAGUGUAUAGGUGAGGCACAAACACACACUCAUAGAUACACAAUCUGUACGAGCCAAAUGAUACCCAAUAAUAUAAACCAGCUUGAGUUUUGAUCAACACACUCGUCUGAACAUCAGGGACACAUUAGUGAUCCAACCAUCUGUUCUGACAUCCACACAAGUACAGGCUCAGCAGUCAUUCUCUUUUCCCUUAACACAUUUAUACACUCCUGCACAGAUAUCAACGAGUGUGAGGUGGAGCCCAACAUCUGCCAGUUUGGCACCUGCACAAACACCCCAGGAAGCUUCCAAUGCACCUGUCAGCCAGGCUUCGUACUCUCUGACAACAAACGGCGCUGCUACGGUAAGUGAAAAGGUUCCCUCGUUACGGGCCACAAAAAUGUGUCACUGUGACAUUUGCUGUAGCAGGCAGGAGGCUUUUGUUUCUCGUUUUCCGUAAAUGGCAGCAGUCGCUGUCAAUCUGUGAUGAAACAAAAGAUUUAGAGCAUCAUCUUUUUUUCUUUUAGACACCAGACAGAGCUUCUGUUUCACCAAAUUCGAAGCAGGGAAGUGCUCUGUCCCCAAAGCUUUCAACACCACCAAGGCCAAGUGCUGCUGUAGUAAGAUGCCCGGUGAAGGCUGGGGUCUUCCCUGUGAGCUGUGUCCUCGAGAGACUGAGGGUGAGUAACGCAUCAACAUGUACAAAUUUACAAACCUUUAUUAAGACACACACAUUAACACUGAGAUGUUUCUGUUAAAUAAUAACAAUGAACUUUUCUGGUGUGUUCUCAGCCGCUUUUGACACUCUCUGUCCUUACGGCCAUGGAGCGCUGCCUGGACCCGGGGACGCUCGAGAAGGUGAGUUCCACUUCACAGACUCGUGAAUGCAGCAGAUGAUUAUGGAUGUCUUGUUUUUGUCAAUCUAAUAAAAUUAUACAAAUCCCCUCUUUCCCUGUUAAGACAUGAACGAGUGUCUGGAUAACCCGGGCAUCUGCCAGAAUGGGAUCUGCAUCAACACAGAUGGUUCAUUCCGCUGCGAAUGCCCCUUCGGAUACAACCUGGAUUACACUGGAGUGAACUGUGUCGGUAAGAUGGUUUUUGAAAUGUUAGUGCACAAGCAAAUAAUAAAACUGUCUUAUAAAAACCAGACCUGCAAACAGAAAAUGAAAGGGCUGAAUUCAUUUGAGGUUUUGCCAUAAAAAAGGGAAGCAGAGAAAAAAAAAAAGCUCUAUGAUAUUUCGCUGAAUAUUUCCCCUACAUCAGCUUUAAACACCAGAAGGACCAGAGUUCAGCUAGUUCAUGCAUCACAUUAGAGUAACUGUAUGGAAGCUAAUUAGUGUUUUUGAAAGCCUAGUGUUUGGUGUGAAUGUUUCAUUGGUUUUAAUGACUUCCUCCAUCUGCCUCUGCUCUCUGUCCUCUCCAGACACCGACGAGUGCUCCAUAGGCAAUCCAUGUGGAAACGGAACCUGCACCAAUGUGGUGGGAGGUUUCGAGUGCUCAUGCCAGGAGGGCUUCGAACCUGGACCCAUGAUGACCUGUGAAGGUCAGUCAUACAUAGAGUGACACUCAUGAUAUUUACAGAGUUGUUCUGCUUUUCUAGGUCAGUUACAUUUAUGUUAUUAAACAACUAAUCUCUUAUUUUAAAAUCCCUCCCAGAUAUCAAUGAGUGCUCCAACAAUCCCCUCCUCUGUGCCUUCCGUUGUGUUAACACCUUUGGUUCCUAUGAGUGCAUGUGUCCCUCUGGAUACGUGCUGAGGGAUGACCAACGCAUGUGCAGAGGUGAGAGGGCACGACAGAUUAUCCAAUCGAAUUUCCAGUUUGCAAACGGGUCAAAACAGAACUGAACGGUCACAGUUAUUACUGACUGUCAAUUUCCUAUCACUCCUCACCAGAUCACGAUGAGUGUGCUGAGGGUCUGGAUGACUGCGACUCCAAGGGUAUGACUUGUAAGAACCUGAUUGGUACCUUCAUGUGUAUCUGCCCUCCUGGCAUGCAGCGCAGACCAGAUGGAGAUGGAUGCAUGGGUGAGUGAAAUGUUAAAGCUAGUGUGAGACUCCCUUACCUGCACCUGCUGUAGUUACUUAAAUUAUUUGCCUCUUUAUUUGCUUCAUUCUUCAUCCUUCUCUCUGCACACUUAGAUUUGAAUGAGUGUCGUGCAAAGCCCGGCAUCUGUAAGAACGGGCGUUGUGUCAACACAGUGGGAAGCUACCGCUGCGAGUGCAAUGACGGUUUUGAGCCGAGCUCCACUGGAACUGAAUGUAUCGGUGAGAUCCAUUCUCCUGGCUGACCAUGUUGUCAACUGCAAAGAUGAAGAAAUCAUAGAUGCAGUUUUGCUUUUAUUUCCUAAAAUUUAAACAUCAAAAACUUUUAAGUCAUACAUUUUUUCCUCCUUCAGACAACCGGAAGGGCUACUGCUAUGCAGAGGUUCUGCAGACGAUGUGCCAGCAGUCUUCCACCAGCAGAAACAGCGUGACCAAGUCAGAGUGCUGCUGCAACACAGGCCGAGGUUGGGGGUCUCAGUGUGAGCUCUGCCCACUGCCUGGUACCGUACAGUACAAGAAAAUGUGCCCACUUGGACCUGGCUACACUACGGAUGGCAGAGGUCAGAAGCUUGACUGAGUCCUCUCAUAAAGCGUUAUAUAUUCUAAUCAUAUUUUAAAGAAGGUACAGUUAGAAAAUAAAUUGUUGUUUUUAUAUAUUCUAACCUGUCUGAAAUGAUCCUGUGCCUCCAGACAUCAAUGAAUGCUUGGUGAUGCCGGAUCUGUGCAAGAACGGUCAGUGCAUCAACACCAUUGGAUCUUUCCGCUGUCACUGUAACGUGGGCUACAAAACCGACUUCACUGCGACCUCCUGUGUUGGUACGGCCGAUCUCCUCUCUCCAUGUGUUCUCUUUAUUUAGCUGCAAAGUCAUUCGAUUUUCCUGAUGCUGAAUAUAGCUGCGUAAUUUAGCAUCCCUGCUCACAUUUGUAUCCCCCUGUGUUUAUCCUCCAGAUAUGGAUGAGUGUGCGUUGUCUCCGAAACCCUGUAAUUUCCUGUGUAAAAACACAGAGGGCAGCUACCUCUGUUCCUGCCCAAGAGGAUACAGCCUGCAGCCUGACGGAAAGACCUGCAAAGGUAAGAGGACUCUUGGAUUGUUGUCUUUUAGUGAUGUUGUAGUUUCAUAUAGUUUUAUGCUUGUAUUUUUCAAUGAAUUUUUGUCAACACUUUACUUGACGCCUAUCUCUCUAACGCAUUAUAAAUAUAUGUAUAAUGUGGUAUAAGCACAUCAUAGCACUGUUUAACAAUAGUUAUAAACACUCAUUAAUGAUCAUGAUGUUUUAAAGCAAUAAUCAUAAUACAUUAUGAACCAUUUAAUCAUUACUUACAAGGUCAGGUAUUAUAAUGUGUUAUAACUGUUCACAACUCACUGACAAUGCCCACAGAGAUAAUGUAAUGCUACUGUUGUUAACAGUUUAAUACAAUAUAAUACCUGACCUUGUAAGUCCUGAUAAAAUGCUUUAUGUGUUAUGAUUAUUGCUAUAAAGCAUUAUGAUCAUUUAUGAAUGUUUAUAACUAUUGUUAUAAAGUGCUAUAAUGUGAUUAUAACGCAUUAUACAUAUAUUUAUAAUGCGUUUUAGAGAGAGGCAUCAAGUAAAGUAAAUUUUUUAACAUACUCAUGGCUUUGAGGGUUGUUUCCUCCAUCUAACAUUGAGCGCUUUCUUUUUUUCUCUUCAAGAUCUGGAUGAAUGUUCCACCAAGCAGCAUAACUGCCAAUUCCUCUGUGUCAACACCAUCGGAGGCUUCACCUGCAAGUGUCCUCCUGGAUUCACACAACACCAGACCGCCUGUAUUGGUGUGUAUGCUCUGUUUUAGCUCUGCAUGUUUCUUGUCAACAAAAACUCAAACAAAGGCAGCUUUUUUCCUACCAAACAUUAACUCCAGAUGUCUUUGCUUUUUCCAGACAACAACGAGUGUGCCGCUCAGAACAGCGUGUGUGGUACCCGGGCGUCUUGUGUCAACACACCUGGCAGCUUCAACUGUGAAUGCUCUAAAGGUUUCUCUUUGGACACCACAGGCAUUGAGUGUGAAGGUGAGAGGACACUGUAUUUUGAAUUUGUCUGUUUAUCUCCAAAUUCAUGGAAAUAUGAAAUGGCCGUCCUAAGAUGUUUGUGAUUAAGGAAACUGCACUUGAGAGAAAAAAGAGAUUUGAAAUCUUAUUUUUCGUUUUUCUUAGAUGUGGAUGAGUGUAGCAGUAACCAUCGCUGUCAGCAUGGUUGUCAGAACAUGCUGGGAGGCUACCGCUGUGGCUGUCCUCAAGGCUACGUGCAGCACUAUCAGUGGAACCAGUGUGUGGGUGAGUUUUCCAGGCUACAGAAAUCAAUCACCUCGUCAUCCAUCAAUAUCAUAAACACUUUAACAUGUACUUUGUAAUCGUCACACUUUCUGUCUCUCUUCCUCAGAUGAGAACGAGUGUCAGAGCUCAGCAGUGUGUGGCUCCGCCUCUUGCUACAACACACUGGGCAGCUUCAAAUGCGUGUGUCCAUCUGGCUUUGACUUUGAGCAGGGCGCUGGUGGGUGUCAGGAUGUGAAUGAAUGUAGCACAGGCAGCAAUCCCUGUAUUUACGGCUGCUCCAACACUGACGGAGGUUACCUGUGUGGCUGUCCUGGAGGUUUCUACAGAGCUGGACAGGGGUGAGGAAACGGAUUUAGAAAUUGUUUAAGUAACGGGCAGUGAAAUGUGGUGUCACUAAACUUCUUUGGCGAACAUUUGCAACAUUACAAAUUAUUAAAUCAAUUCUCACUUCUUGUUUCUACACAGUCACUGUAUAACGGGCUCAGGUUUCACGAGCCAGCUUGUGGAUGGUGAUGAGGAAGACAGUCUGUCUCCUGAAACAUGUUAUGAAUGUAAGAUCAACGGAGGAGGAAAAGGCGGACGACACAAACGAAACGCAGCUGAAAAUGAGAUUAAAAAGGUAUGUAUGUGUAUUUUUUGUCAGUUUGAGGGCAUAUUUGAAUUUCUGAAGAGCCUGUUUCAUCUCUCUCCCUCUGCCCCUUAUUUCCCCUGCAGGAACCAGCAGUGAGCAUGGCCAGCGUGGACACCCAGGACUCCAUCCACAUGAACCUCUCUCUGUCCUUCCUGCUCAACAAGGAGCCUCUACUUGAACUACUGCCUGCCCUGCAGCCCCUGGAGAACCACGUCCGCUACGUCAUCACCCACGGCAACAAUAAUGAACACUUCCGCCUGCUGGAACGCCGCGACGGAAAGAGCGUGCUCCGGUUCGGCAAGAGGCCGCCUCCACCAGGGUCCUACCGGCUAGAUAUCGCCAGUCUGCGGCUGUUCGGGCCCCGCAGACUUCACCAGCUGGAGGAUCAGCACGACAGUGACUACCUACAAGGUGAAAUAGGAGACGCCCUGCGCAUCAAGCUCCACAUCCACCUGCACUGA